AGAUGGAUGAAAUUAAUUUAAUCCGAUGCUGGUCAAGAUAUAAUGCUAAGAUUCAAACUCUACAGCAAAAGCUGGAACUUCCAUCACCGCAGAAUGCUAAGGUAAUAAAUCUGAUAUUUGUGCAAAAUGACCAGAGAGGGCAAAAAAAUGACAUUUGAUUAAUCUAUCAAGUUAAAAGUAAUAGUACUAAUAAUAGACAAUGGUACGCCCUAAAUUGUAGUAACUGCAGAGUAACAGUGCAACAUAUUUGAAGCACUUAUAUUUUAAAUAUGACUUAUAUGAUACUGUUUUGUAUAGUGGUGGUGCUUUUUAAUUAAAUUGUUGGAAAAAAAAUUGUUUUUUUUUCUUCUCAAAAAGUCCUUCUCUGGUCAUUUAGAGAUUUUUUUGCUACCUGGCUUUAAUCACAGCCAGGACGAAUCUGGAACUUAUUUAGCAAAACAUGUAACCUCCAGUCAUAUGCCAUUAGACUAGCCCAUUGGAAAUAGGCCUAAACUAUUUGGUGUGCCAUACCCAAUUAUAAAGGUGAGUCAGAAAAACCACAAAUGCCAGGUGUCAGGUGGCUUGUCAUAUAUUAAUAUAUCAGAGAAUUGUUUUUCUAGAUAAGGUAUCAGCAGGGUUUUGGCAUGGGUGAAAUAAUCAUACCAACUUCUUUGUGGAGAUACAUUUUUAGAUAUAUCUAAAUAAAUUUUAAAGACUGUACCUAGAACAAUUCCAGUCUAGGUUUGGCCUAAACACAAGAUAAACUAGGCAGAUGUUAAGGCAGCACGCUGAUGCAGGUAUUGCACUGAUUUGACAAUAACAAUUAUAAAUGAUUGUAUAUAUUGCUCAUGGAGGUUUGAGAUCCACACCAAAGUCAUGUCUUGUACUAACCCACAUUACCUUCUACGGUGAACAUCUCUUUUUCUUCUUUAUGGGUACAGAACAUAUUUACACACCUACUUUCAGACUGGACACCAGCGCUGUAUCUACGGUGAGGCUGGCCAAGGCAUUUGCCUUGGGCGGCACUUUCAGGGGGGCGGCAAAAAAAGCUGCCCCUCCCCAAAUGCCCUGGCACAUGCUUUGCCAGCCUCUUGUCCUGGGGGGCCCAAGAGCUGGCCAGUUGGCUAUUUUGGGCUCCCCCAAGGCUGGCAAGUGCUGAUAAUUGAGGCGGGCGGCAAGGGAGCCCUAUCCCCUGAGCUCUCUGCUGCUCAGCUCGCGCACACCGCAGUAAUGCCAGACCUGGAAUAUGACAUCAGUCCGGCUUCAGCAUCACUAAGAGGCACGUGAGGGAGCUGAGCAGGAAGAUCACUGCUCCCUCACCGCCUGCACUGUACGCCCACAUGCCAGCUACUCAGCCCAGCAGCCCCACUGGACCCCAGGGACCGGACACCAGCCGCUCAGACCAGCAGCCCCUCUUGACCCAAGGGACCGCAAACUAGCCGUUCAGCCCAGCAGCCCCACUGGACCCCAGGGAAAUAGAAACUCCAUGCCAGCACUCCCAAAGGUAGGGAGGCUGGGUGGAGUGAAAUAAAAAAAAAAAAAUUAAUUGUGUGUGUGUAUGUGUGUUUGUAUGUGUGUCUGUCAAACAGUAUGUGUGUUUGGCAGUGAGAGUGCAUAUAUGUCUGUCAAAAAGUAUGUGUGUUUGUCAGAGAGUGUGUAUGUGUGUCUGCCGGUGAAUGUGUGUGUCCAUCAGCGAAUGUGAGUGUGUGUGUCAGUAAGAGUGUGUUUCAGUGAAAGUUUGUGUCGGUUAAACAGUGUGUGUGCCAAUGACUGUGUAUCGGUCAGUGAAUAUAUGUCAGUGUAUGCAUCAAUGAGGGUGUAUGUCUGACAGGCAAAGAGAAAUUUAGAUAUGGGUGGUUGGGGGGUGGAGGGGAGUGCCUGUGUUUUGUCAUGCCUAGGUUAACACAAAAUUAGCACAAAACCAAAAUACACCACUGAUGGACACCAUGGAUUUGUAGUUCACAGAAGAUAAAAUGUUAUUGGGCACUUUAAAAAAUAAAUAAAAAAUUAUUCUUUAAAUUAAGUUUGCAGUUCUCGCCCCUUUACAAAAUUAACUUACACAUUUGUUUUUAGGUGCUUGAAGAUAAAAUAAACCCGAGGUGGGCCAGGUACAAUUCUCAAGUACAGACACUUCAGAAUAAAUUAGGACUCAAUUCACACACAAUACCAGAGGUAAAGUAUCGUGAUAUCUCCUCUGUAUUUUAUCAUUAUUUAUAAUAUAUGAAAUCUAAAAUGGUAGCCUCUUGUUUCUUAACAUCAGCAUGCGUUGAACUCACAAAUUCUACAGAUGUUAAAGAUUAAUCCAUCUAUUAUUCUGCUGUUGGCACCAAGGGACCAUUAAUAUUUUGAGGAGGCAGUAUUAUUUGCAUAUUGACAGGUUACAUAUGGCUUGGAUUUUAGACAAUGUUGUGAUUUAACUAGGAUAUUGCUACGGUUUUUAUUUGUCCCUGACUAUUGUUAAAGAAACAUAAAAACAACUUUAGUUUUUUUAAUCCCAAUAUCACAAAAAGUUCAGUCUGCAAGGAUUGCUAUUCAGGAAGAAAUAAAAAAAGCGAUGGAAGUUUUUAGACCGUGAGCUCAUUUGGUCAGGGCCCUCUUUACCUACUGCUCCCGUAUGUCAAACAUGUUUUGUCAGAAUUGUUUGUCUUGGUUUAUCUGUUGCACUGCAGAGUAUGUUGGCGCUAUAUAAUUAAUUGUGAUUGUAAGUGCUACUGAGUGCAUGGAUGCUGAUGUAAUUUAAAGGAGGCACUUAAGUAUUGCCAAACAUAUAUACAAUUAAUUGAAAUGCAGGUUUCUAUCAUAGGGCACCUGGGUGCCGAGUAAUAUUUUUAUUAGUAACAAACUACUUAUGUAGUAUUUUCCCAAAGCAGUUAUUAAGGGAUGCUCUAAGGACCAUAACAACUAUUGCACACCUUAGUGGUUCUGGUGUCAUGAAUCUGUCCCAUGUAAACAAUCAAACCAUUACAAAAAACACAUACGUAGCUGUUUUGGGUAUCCAUUGUCCUUCCAGUCUGCCUUGCUAUUCUAAAGUUGAACGUCAUGCUUACAUUAGCCAUCCAACUUUAAACCUCAUUCCUUGACUGAAAGCCAUCAGAUGACAUUCUCUGACAGUGAAUAAUGUCUACGUUAGAAUGCAUUUGUGUAGCAAGGCAGACAUAAAGGACCCCUGGUACCUGACUGAGCUAAGUAAAGCUUCGAUUUAAUUUGUUUGAAUCAGCAUACAAAAAAUUGGAACAUGACCAACUUUCAAUAACUUACCUUCUGGUUUAAAAUUCUGGGAAUUUUCUAUAUUUUGUAGUUAGAAUUAAACUGAAUGUAUUGAUUGUCCAGAUUGUAUUUGCCUUACCCCCACCCACCUUUCCUGUCUUGUUGUUUUCCCAGCAUGGCAUUGUCCCAGUUUUCCAGGGGCACUUCCAGACCAGUUCAAACUGGCUGUCCUGCCAUUCCCUUAAGUUCUCAUGUACUCCACAGUCCUUGUUACUGUCUGUCCCCACCCUUCCUUACUCCAUUCACACUGCUUGUAAUAUAAUUAAAGGGAUAGUAUAGUACUAAGACUAUAGAGCCAUCUGGCUGCCCCCCCCCGCCCCCUAACACCCUCGCAGCCUCUCCGCAGCAUAUGAAGGGUUAAACAAAUCCUUUAUUUACUUACCCAAGUCCAGCACCAAUGUUCCUUGGCGCUGAGUUGGCACUCCGCCUCCUCCUAUGUGGGGGCUAAUGCGCAUGUUUGGCUGUUUUGCGAGCUACACAUGCGCAUUAUGCUCUCCCCAUGGGAAAGCAUUACUGCAAUGCUAUUCUGUGGGGACUUUAACGAUGCUCGAUAUCCUCAUGCAGAGUGUGAGGACGUCCAGAAUCAGUUAGGCGACCAAAAGUCGCCUAAUAUGCAGGAAGUGCAGGCAGUCUUAACCCUACAAUGUAAUUAUUGCAGUUUAUCCGAAACUGCAAUAAUUAAUAUUGCAGCACUCAGGGGGACAGGGACAUUGCACUCAGGCCACUUCAAUGAGCUGAAGUGGUUUGGGGGCCUCUAGUGUGAUUGUUUGCGACCCCAAGUCCCAAGUAUUUGUGGGCAAACUUCUGCAGAAGAUUUCUCUGUCUGGAAGAUCAUUGGCACUUAUGUUGGAUAGUGAUGCCAGGAAAGGCUGGCUCUCUGCUAUAUUUUCCCAUAGGAGAAGGGACAAAAGUUGGGCAAAACAGAUCUGUCUCCAAAGCCUUAGACCAGACAUCCUGUAUCUGCUACAGAAAGUAUUCCAAUCUGACUAAAAAAAAAUGUUCAUCACAGCGGAAGACACAGGUCCAUUUCUGUGGCUGUUCUCUUGCUCUUCUGGGGGAUCUCAAGGGUACCUGUAUGCCAAUGUGAGUUCUGCUCUAUUGUUUAUCUAUACAGUAUAUUGAAAAGAGCCUGUAUCUUAUGUUGAUAUAUUAGUUAGGAGUGUUGUAGUACAGAUGACAUUCAGCAUUAUUAGGAAGCCCAGGUAACCAUUUACUUUCCCUGUGCAAGGGCAAGUUCAACAGCUCAUCUGUAAACUGGUCUCCAAUUUGCUGCUGGCAUCACAGUUGUAGAAUUUGGGGAGCAAUUCCUAGACAGCCACCUGUAAUAUAAAAGUAACAAUUACAGCUAAAGUCAGUCUAGCUUGGGUAGAUGAAAAUAAUAUUAAUCCGAAAUUUGUAUUGUGUAAAAAGCUGAUUUAUGCACACAUUAUUUCCAGGAACACUUUAAUUGCAAAGGACAUGAAACUAGUCUCUUUUAUUGCUUUAUUUAUAUUAUCCUGAUCCGAUGGAUAAUGUAAAUAAAAAAACAACAUUCUGCAUAUAAAUGGACCCUGUUUGCUAUCUUCAGGUGGUAAUAUUCUAGAAAGCAAAACAACGAUCUGUGUUUCUUUUUUCAUGCCUCCACUUAUACAAUAUAAUUAACAAUGAUAAUGUAAGAACAUUCUGAGGAAGGAACACUUAAACACAGAUUGACUGGAAUAACGUGACUCAGUGAGAGUGGCGCGUGUUCAUAUUUAUUGUGAACUACCAUCGAAGUAGAAACUAUAUAAACAUUAUACAGUGUCUGUUAAAUAAACAGUACAUGUGACUUGGAGAUUUUCUAUGCGCCAGUAAGUCUAAGACUUGUCCGUUGCAGAGAUUCCUUGCAUUGUUAGCCACUGAUAUAAGCACCGGAAGAGAGAGAGAGACCUGGAAUUAAUUAACUUCAGAAAUGGCAUGUAAUUAUAGCAAGAAAGCCUGCAUUUGUAAUACAGGGAAGUGAGUGGACGGCAGACUAGUGAUUAUUUUUCUGACUUUUAUUGCUUUGCCUCUCACAGGAGAAAACAUUUCACAAGUCCAAGUCACACACCUUGAUUGCAGACAAGACUUCAAGAUAUGCAUUUCGCUCUACUCAGAAAUUCCCAGCUAGAAGGGAGAUGCAAAAGGAGGUCCUAAAAUACUUUGGUCCAUCUGCAGUUGAUACAAUGAUGCAAAGCUACUCUGAAGGUCAGAAUAUGUUUGCUUUUGAAUGGCAAUGCCACCGCCUAAGGCUUUAACUGCUAACAUUUACAUCCCAAAUGUUCCUGAAUUACAUUUCCGAUGAUGAUGCUUAGCUGGCCUUGUGAAAUAUCAUCAUGGGGAAUAUAAUGCAGAAAUAUUAGGGGGAUAGGAAUUGCCUUCAUUGCCCCAUGGCAUUCUUGGACAUGGAAAGGUGAACCUCCAGGAUAUGUUUACUGGUAUCCUAAUUAAGCUGCUUGUAAAGCAUUCAGCAAGUAUUCAGCAUCACUCAGCAUUUAGUGGAAUAGGCACAUGUGACUCCCCAAAGCACUAAAAAGGAUAGGACCAGAACGGUGAAAAACUGAUAUGUGUUUGGACCAAAAACUUUAUGUAAACAUAAGCCAUAUAUGUUAUUCUUUUCAUAAAAACAAUUGCUUCCAACCUUAUGUGUGUCCUCACAGUCUAGCAGUUUUGAAGAACUUGUAGAACAUAGUUUCAAUGCAUUUUAAUUGGAUGUACUAUUUCAUUUUUUAUUUUUUUUUGAGAAAUCAUCCCUUCCCUUUAAAGGUAAAAUUUCUAGGCCAUACUCAUUUUCCUAAUCACAGAGUAGGAUACAGAACAAUGUAAAUUGUUUCCUUCACAUGAUAUAUUUUCCCCUUGUUUGGCUGAAUGGACACUGGACGUGGUGUCGAGAUUAAUGUACUGAUUCUGUGUAUGGACAGAAUCGUUCUGAUGAAUGUUACCGCUGUUGAAUUCUCGUUCUCUGACCACAUUGUAUAUGACUGUUGAUGAUAUGCCAGCUUACGGAACCUGUCACUGAACUUAUGUCUCUUUCAUUCCAAAAUGGAAUCUGGUUCCUAAAUGUGUUAUAUGAGAUAGUGUACAAAAAUAAAUUAUUUCUUUAGUAAUCCUUGUUUAUUUUAUUUUUCAGUUAGCAACUAUUAUCAUUAGGGAUUUUUAUCUGAGCUUCAUUAAGGAGCCGGAUGUCAGAGAUUUCAAACACACUGUGGCCCUAAACUCCUAAAAUGAAACCCACUCAUUGCCUUGGAAGUAAGAACAUUUUAGAGGUUCUAUUUAUUUUUUUAGAUUUGCAGCUGAUAACUGAGUCAUUGCUUGUAGGACAUACAAGCAAUGACACACAUGCAGGUUUGUAGUUUGAUGCCUGUAUGUUUAAACAGGGCUUGUAGGCCACUUGUACAAAUUCAAGUGUUUAUUACAAAAUUAAACCAGUGGAGAUUUGUGUGUCUAAGGUGAACCUGUCAUACACAAAUCAUAUGGUUGUAAUGUCACCUUCAGAUAAGUAUGAAAUUAAUAUUUUUAUUGGAAAACCCACAAGCACACAAUAUACCUGAAGAUUGUUUCCUAAAAUGCAACAUGGUGCCUGGCAAUGGACACCCACACGUAGCACACAAAUGCUAGUGCAGAUGUAUGCUAGAACUGACACAUUGGAGACAGUGCAGUAGAGCAUGCAGCCUCCCCUGAUCUCCACAUUUGCAUUCUUUACCUAUAUGACAAACUGCCGGGGUUAAAUGCAAACAGAGGCGAAAAUUAAAAUAUAUCAUUUUCUAGCUGUUUACAAAUACACAAAAAUAAGUCCUGCGCUCAGACUCCCACUACUCCUGGGAGGCAGCAAUGGCCAUAGUAUACAUCAGCCCCAAUACAUACAAUAAAAACCAUAGACAAGAGUAACCUGCACAAUACCCUAAAUCCCUACGCAUAUUUAAACAAAUUUAAAUGUUUUUUAGUUUCACUCCAAUAGCCAUUAGGUGUAAGCCCACCUGCCGUGUCAAAGUAAACCUCUUAGGUGGGUCCUACACUAACAAUUCACCUUGCUUGCUUCAGCUUUAGGUAAGAAAAUCUUCAAUGAGACAGAGAGGUGUAUUUUUCUAAACCCCUACAUAAUUAACCCUUAAUAGGGAACACAUGGGAUGGGUGGCAGCAUUGUAACAUGGCUGUGUGAUACAAAAGUAAAGACUAGCUGUUUGGCUAGCAUACACUUUAAAUUGAUUAAAUUGGGUUCUAGUUGACGUCAUCAGGUUGCCAAUUCAAGUUUGCCAUAACUGGAGCACUUUAACACAUAAGACAUUUUGAUUACGUCUUUGUGGAUCGUUUGGACAUGUUGAGUGCUUCUGUAGUCACUUUCCGACCACUCAAUGAUCCCCAGUGAAAUCAGCGGUAUAAUCGUUUCAGCACUUAACAGUAUGCUUGAAGUGAAUGUACAAAAUUAUACUAGACCAAUGGCAUCAAAAACACUUCCACAUAAGAAUAUUUUUGUCUCCUUUUAUGAAAUCCUGUACGUUUAGAAAAAAAGCUUCUGAUGUAUGAUAAUAGCUCCACUGAUAUAUUUUAUAUGCUCUUAUAAACUCAUAGGACAUUUAAUUGCCCAAACUCUAAUUAGAGAUAUUCUUAAAAAACAAAAUCCGAUUCUUGUCCCAUUUAAAUAAAAAUCUUCUCGCUCUGAUUAAUGUUCAAUUAGUCAAUUGGUUGAGAGUGUAUGAAAAAUUUCAUUAUUUUCUCCUUUCCCUUUGUGUUAAUUUUCUAUCAAGGUUUCAAUCUGAAAGAUGCAGAAGCUUUUCCGAGACAGGAGAUGAUUGACAAGGUUUUGAUCAAAAGAAGUAUAAGUCGGGCUGAAAAUCAGAAGCAAAAUGACAAUGCAGUCAGGUCCUUUGAUUCAUAAUCUAUUUAGCAAGACACAAUUAUCACAAGAUGUGAAUUUCUUUUGUGUUUGCCUUCCUUAAAAUGUGCAUAUUUAUUCUUUCAAUGUAGUUAAAUUAUCAGCAUGCAUGUAAAUGUUUGCUGCUUAGAAUUUAAUUAAAUGUACUUGAUUAAAUAUACUGCUCAGACAUUUUUGUAACACAGGCUAAAUAUAUCGGGUUGUUUAUUUUACUGUUUUGUUUUCCUUUUAGGAAACUAAAUGAAGCCAAAGAACAUUUGAUGAAAGCACUGAAGAAGUUGGAAAUACAAAAUGAGUUCUUUGGAAAUGGUAUGACUUUACCAAUUAUAGCCAGCAAGCAAGCUGGGCUCUUUCUGUUUAAUAUUGUGUCUUAAUUGACAUGAAUAUGUCACUACAAUUUUUCCAAGAAUGGCCUGAAGUCUGUGAACGAAAGGUUCCAUACUAAUGAGAUCUGGUAUCAUUCAAGGGUGAUAUUAAUCGACAGAAGACCCUUGACAUUGUUAUUAUGAAUUAACGGAAUCUCAAUUUAUUUAUAAUAAAUAUAUAUCAAUGCUAAAUAUCCAGUACAAUUCAAAAAUUUUUCAGAUUCUUAAAGUUUUCCAUUGUAAAUUAAUCAUUUAUUAAUGACUUGUUCCAGACUGGGCUUGUAUCUCCCUCUACCAGACUUAAUAGAAGUCUUAUUAUAUACAAGGUGUCCACGAAAGCAGUGUAGCGGAACAUUAAAAAGCUUAAAAUAAUGCUUUUUAUAGAAAGAAAUAUAUGUUUUAAAUAUGGAAUUAGAAUUGCAGGUGCCUAAAUUAAAUCUUCCUGCAAGCUCAGUCUGCAUGAAGCCCUCGCGGAGUGAAGAUAGAUAAUUUUUUUGUCUAGAUUUGUAAAAAAAACAAAAAACCCAAAGAAACAAAAAUAAUGGCUGAAUUUUGUCUAAAAAAGAAUUAACAAAUGGACAAAAUUUGGUUUGGACGAAACUAAUUAUUUUUUCAUCCGAAUGUAUUUAGACAAAAGGAAAAUUUAUGUGCACCCAAGUCUAGUGCACUUAGAAAGGGGAAGAAUGCCCUAGUUCUAGAUUUUAUAAUCUAUGAUGAUUUGAGGUAGGUGAAUAUACAGUUGCAAGAAAAAGUAUGUGAACCCUUUGGAAUGAUAUGGAUUUCUGCACAAAUUGGUCAUAAAAUGUGAUCUGAUCAUCAUCGAAAUCAUAACAAUAGACAAUCACAGUCUGCUUAAACUAAUAACACACAAAGAAUGAAAUGUUGCCAUGUUUUUAUUGAACACACCAUGUAAACAUUCACAGUGCAGGUGGAAAAAGUAUGUGAACCCAUAGACUAAUGACAUCUCCAAGAGCUAAUUGGAGUGAGAUGUCAGCCAACUGGAGUCCAAUCAAUGAGUUGAGUUUGGAGGUGUUGGUUACAGCUGCCCUGCCCUAUAAAAAACACACACCAGUUCUGGGUUUGCUUUUCACAAGAAGCAUUGCCUGAUGUGAAUGAUGCCUCACACAAAAGAGCUCUCAGAAGACCUACGAUUAAGAAUUGUUGACUUGCAUAAACCUGGAAAGGGUUAUAAAAGUAUCUCCAAAAACCUUGCUGUUCAUCAGUCCACGGUAAGACAAAUUGUCUAUAAAUGGAGAAAGUUCAGCACUGCUGCUACUCUCCCUAGGAGUGGCCGUCCUGUGAGGUGAAGAAGAAUCCUAGAGUGUCAGCUAAAGACUUACAAAAGUCACUGGCAAAUGCUAACAUCCCUGUUAGCGAAUCUACAAUACGUUAAGAAUGGAUUUCAUGGGAGGAUACCACAGAGGAAACCACUGCUAUCCAAACAAAACAUUGCUGCACGUUUACAGUUUGCACAAGAGCACCUGGAUGUUCCACAGCAGUACUGGCAAAAUAUUCUGUGGACAGAUGAAACCAAAGUUGAGUUGUUUGGAAGAAACACACAACACUGUGUGUGGCGAAAAAAAGGCACAGCACACCAACAUGAAAACCUCAUCCCAACUGUGAAGUAUGGUGGGGGGGGCAUCAUGGUUUGGGGCUGCUUUGCUGCGUCAGGGCCUGGACGGAUUGCUAUCAUCGAAGGAAAAAUGAAUUCCCAUGUUUAUCAAGACAUUUUGCAGGAGAACUUAAGGCCAUCUGUUUACCAGCUGAAGCUCAACAGAAGAUGGGUGUUGCAACAGGACAAUGACCCAAAGUAUAGAAGUAAAUCAACAACAGAAUGGCUUAAACAGAAGAAAAUACGCCUUCUGAAGUGGUCCAGUCAGAGUCCUGACCUCAACCCGAUUGAGAUGCUGUGGCAUGACCUCAAGAAAGCGAUUCACACCAGACAUCCCAAGAAUAUUGCUGAACUGAAACAGUUCUGUAAAGAGGAAUGGUCAAGAAUUACUCCUGACUGUUGUGCACGUCUGAUCUGCAACUACAGGAAACGUUUGGUUGAAGUUAUUGCUGCCAAAGGAGGUUCAACCAGUUAUUAAAUCCAAGGGUUCACAUACUUUUUCCACCUGCACUGUGAAUGUUUACAUGGUGUGUUCAAUAAAAACAUGGCAACAUUUCAUUCUUUGUGUGUUAUUAGUUUAAGCAGACUGUGAUUGUCUAUUGUUGUGACUUAGAUGAUGAUCAGAUCACAUUUUAUGACCAAUUUGUGCAGAAAUCCAUACCAUUGCAAAGGGUUCACAUACUUUUUCUUGCAACUGUAUAUUGUUAGACCAGAAUUCAAACCUAGGUUUCCUAGUUCUAAGGCAGUGACAUUACAUCUCCUAUUAUUUAAGCCUUUUAUUUAUCAUAUUGACUUCACAACUCACUGUCUAGUGGAUAGACAUCAGUAUUUCUUUUGCCAGUAGUUUAUUCAAUCUAAAACGACUAUUCAAGAAAAGCUUUAAGAAUAUUUUUUGUGAAAAUUCUUCAAACCUAUUAAUCUUCUCUCUCAGGGUUAUUGUCAGGAAUUCAAAGAUAAUUAAAAGUAAAUAUAAAAUAUUAGGCCAAGAUAACUGAAAGUGAUACAUAACUGAGUUGAACAUUUUUCCAAUUUGGCUCUAUUAGCAUAACAUUAUUUUUAAUUGCUGUCAGUUCAAACUUUAGUGAAUAACUCUUUAAGGCACAUAGGAGUGUAGGCGCUAUGGAAUCUGAUGACGCUAUAUAAAUAAUAAAAUAAUAAUAAUAAACUGGUCUAAAUCUGCCUUAGAGAAAAAAAAUAUGAAUGGUAACAUUGUUAUGAUUAAUUAAUUAGGCCUUGGCAGAGUUUGGCACAAACAAUACAAUAUGCUUAUAAUAUUUAGUAGAGAGGAGUGAACACUUUUUAAGGACAAAAAAAUUAUAAAUAAUAUAAAUACUGUUAGAUGCUGCACCACAUACAUAAAAAAUUUCACCCUAAAAUUUGUGUAUGGGAAAUGAAGAGGUAGAAACCAACUCACCCUUUCAUGAAUCUGCUCCUAAGAAUGUGUCUAAAAAUUCAAUUAGAAAGGAACGUGAAACUGUGUGAGCAGUAACAUGUCAGCAGACAGCUGUAUUAGAACCAGAUCGAAAGGUUGUGCAUAAUAAGAUGUUUAUUUUCCAUUUGGUUUACCGUGUUUACACUGUAAUCCCUGUUUACAGGAGGAGGCUUGCAAGACAAAACACCCCCCACAGUGAUCCCAUCUUCUAACAUCAGGUUUGAUUUCAUUUAUUGGGUGGAAUUUGUGAAACGCCAAGAUUAAUAAAUGUCAUUAGAUUGCAACGCAUAGAGAAACAAGCAAGGGAUUUUCUAAUAAGUGGUUUCUCAUUAAAUACAAAUUACCAAGUGCACACAAACAAAAGGUCUAAAGGUUGGAAAACAAAUUACACUGUUCUGAGCUAGGAAUUUGGCAACUUAUUGAGCUUCAGAGCUAGCUGUAGACUAGGUCACCUGUAAUGCUCUGCCAGCCUUUUGAGAUUUGCAUUUGUUUAUGCACAGGUCUCUUUAGGUCCUGCCAUGUUUGGUUGAGGUCUGGAUUUUGAGUGGGCCAUUACAACACCUUGAUUCUUUUCUUUUCCAGCCAUUCUGUUGUAUAAUUGUUUGUGUGCUUGGAUCAUAGUUCUUUGCACAACCCAAUUUCGGCCAAGCUUUAGCUGUCGGAAAGAUGACCUCACAUUUGACUCUAGAAUAGUUUGAUAUGCAGAGGAGUUCAUGGUCGACUCAAUGACUGCAAGAUUACCAUGUCCUGUGGUUGCAAAACAAGCUCAAAAUUAUCACCCCUCCACCACUGUGCUUGACAGUUGGUAUGAGGUGUUUGUGCUGAAAUGCUGUGUUUGGUUUUCACAAUGUGUGGUGCUGUGCCUUAUGGCCAGAUAUCUCCACUUUGGUUUUGUCUGUCCAAAUGACAUUGUUCCAGAAGUCUUGUGGUUUGUUCAGAUGCAACUUUGAAAUCCAAAGCCGUGCUGCCAUGUUCUUUUUAGAGAGAAGAGGCUUUCUCCUAGCCACACUUCCAAACAAACCAUACUCAUUCAGUCUUUUUCCAAUUGUACUGUUAUGAACUUUAACAUGCUAACCAAGGCUGUAGAGUCUUAGAUGAAAUUCUUGUUCUUUUUGCUAUUAAUUUUGAAAGAAAAUUUUUAAUGUAAUCAAUUGAUCAAGCACAGCACCUGUCUGCUACUUAGCCUCUUAAUUCCUGUGGAAACAGUAAGGGUGUACCUCAUUUUCCACACAUGACUUUUCCAUUUUGGCUUCAUUUUUGUUACAAACAAAUCAUGACACAGUGUAAUAUGGCAUGUGCUCAGGGCCGGACUGGCCCACCGGGAUACCGGGACAUUUCCCGGUGGGCCAAUCCAAUGCUUUGCCAUAGGAUUGGCUGCAAAAUGAUACACCAAUCAGCAUCUCCUCAUAGAGAUGCAUUGAAUCAAUGUGUCUCUAUGGGGAACGUUCAGCACCUCCAGAGUGUGGGGGCCCUGAAUGUAGGUGCACUGACACAGGAAGCACCUCUAGUGACCGUCUGAGUGACUGUCACUAGCAGUGUCACUUUGAAGCAAUGUAAACACUGCCUUUUCUCCGAAAAGUCAGUGUUUAUAUUGAAAAGCCUGUGGGGACGUGCUAUAGACACCAGUACCACCACAUUAAGCUGUGUGUGUGCGUCUUCUAGUGAGUGAGCUUCCUUGCAUGUGUGUGCCUGCUAGUGAGUGAGCUUGUGUUUUUAUGUCAAUGAGCUGAUGUAUAUCAGUGAGAUUGUUUGUCUAUGAGGCUGUGUAUCAAUGAGCUUGUGUGUGUCAUUGAGAUGUCAGUGUCUGCAUGUGAGUAUGAUUGCUGUAUAAUUAAACGUUUUACUCUGAAAGGACCAAUAUUUUAUAUUAGAAAAAGCAAUAUAUAUAUAUAUAUAUAUAUAUAAAAUAUAUAUUACUCAAUCAUCUGUCAUCUGGGGUGGCAUGACAUAGCCUUACAUAUUACACGCGACAAUAUAUGGCGCAGUGACUUAUGGGGCUGACAUAACAUUUUUUUACAGGGCUGCUUUGUAUCCCCAGUCCGGCCCUGCAUGUGCUGUUGUUCAUUUGAGGUUGUAUUUACCUAAUUUUAAGACCUGAUAAAGAACAGAUAAUUGUUAUUAUGUCUUGAUAUGAAAAACCAUAUAAUUUAAAGCGUGUGCACAAAAAUACAUUAAAAGCAUACUCAUAUUGGCAGAUCCUGCUUUUGCUGCAAAACCCCAUUCUUUGCAUCUUCUGCAAUGAGCUCUCACCAAGUCAAAUAUUGACUUUGCCUAUUAUAAUGUACAAUUAAAGGAACAUUCAAAUUAAUAUUAAGAUAUUUUCCAUUUUUUUUUUGAUUAUUGCUACCUCCCAUUGUUAUUUUAAAACGAUUUAUAGUUAAAUAACUAAAAAAAAAAAAGAUAUAUAAUUUAAUCAUUAUUCCAGCAUUGGGACUGUCUAUUCCGUGCAGCCUGAUCCUUCUUUGAUGAAGUUCCCUAAACAAGAGUCACCACUGCUGGAAAUUGGUUUAAGACUGAAUGCAGAGACAGCACAAGGGACUCUAGGCACUAUAAAUACAUAAUUCAAUAAGAUGAAAUGGCUAUCAUUCCUACAGUGUCCCUUUAAGAUAAAGUGAUUUUGGUAGUUAGACUGCCCCUUUAACAUUCCAUGUCACUGCUGAGCUUUAUAGUAACAGCAAGAGCAUUAUGAAGGUGUAGGUUAUUUAACUGCAAAACUGUAACGCAUAGAAACUCGAGUCAUAAUAUUGUGUAGAAAAGUAUUCGUGAAGCAAAAGGGAAAUUAAACAGGUUGAGCUUAACGAGUAAACCACAUAACAAAUGCAAACUCUUUAAGCUAGUAUUUUACUAGUUGGGCUUUGGCUUUACGUCACCCAUUUGAACUCCUACUUAUUUGUUUUAUAUAGUUUUAAAAAUGUUGUAAUAGGAAUCUCUUUUGUGCUUCAUAUUGGCUUGGGAAUAUUGCAGGUUAGCAAGGAGGAAGAGCAAAUUGUAAUUAUUAUUUAAUUAGAAAGACAAACACUUGAAGAUUAAGUACAAUUUAAGAUUAAUAAAAAAAAAAAAAAAAAAAUCCCACCCAGCUCUAGUCAAUAACACCUUGGUAGCAUGCUGGUGCUAGGAAUGUCACUUUUAGUAUGCAUUUGUGUUUAUAUUUGGACCAUUUCAAAGAAAUUUAUCCUGGAGAAAUAAAUAUGGCUGGGUUAUCUUCACAUAAUGAAUGUGCUUGGCACUACUGCUAUUGUACUUGUCAGACAUCCAAUUUUUGAGGGAGCCAGUCCAGAGAUUUAUAUUAAAUAGCUUGAAAGAACUAUUUAUCUGUGUGGUCAGGUAUAUUAAACUAACCCCCUUCACCACAACCACUUCCUGUUUUACGAUAACAGAUAACAUUGUACUUUGUUUCACUGUCCCACUGUACUAGAGGGAUGUAAACACUUUAAAUAUGUUACCUCAACUAUCAGGUUAACUAAUUCAACUGAAUAAAUCACCUCAACUGAGAGCCUUUUUUACUGCUUUUGCAGUAAAAAAGGCUCUCAGUUGAGGUGAUUUAUUCAGUUGAAUUAGUUAACCUGAUAGUUGAGGUAACAUAUUGGGAUAAUUUCUUUAUGUCAGGGGGCUUAGAGAACAUAUAAGGAAAAACUGUUUGGGAUUUAUGUCACAAUGCAUUUAGGUGAUCUGACAACCCCAUUGCAAAACUUAGGCCUGCAGACCAGAAGUCUUGAGACUUGUAUUCUUUUUUUAAAUAACUUAACAAUUUUUUUUGCAACUUGGUUGUGUGAGCAUUACAAUUGACUGUUUAGUGGAUAAACCCACGUGCCAUUGACAGUCUCUGAUGGGAAUGAAAAAUAAUUAUAUGUUUGUGGGUGGGCAAUGAGACCCAAAUUAAAUUAAAGUGUGACAAACAAAGUUAUGUAAAAAUGUAUUUGGGGUUUAUUUAGCAAACAUAGAGUUCUGGCAAAUUGAAAAAUAUGCUACAUUUUGGGUAAAAUAACUGAGUUGGCCAAAUCUCUAUCUCUGGAUUAGCAAAUCAGUAUUGUUGGCACCCAGACCACUUCAGCUCAUUGAAGUUGUCUGGGUGCAGCGUCCCAGGUCUCUUAACCCUGCAAAGGUACGGUAAUUAUUGCAGUUUUUAAGAAACUGCAAUAAUUACCUGUGUGGGUUAACUCCACCUCUAGUAGCUGUCUGCAAGACAGCCUCUAGAGGGACUUCCGGGUCGUUAGGCGACUUUUGGUUGCCUAACUGAUGCUGGAUCUCCUCACACUAUGCAUGAGAACGUUCAGCAUCACCCAAAACAUUAUAGGACAGAAUUUUACAUGCUUUCCUAAGAUGUAAAUUCUAAUGCGGGUGUGUUGAUCGCUGCACAUGCGCAACAGGGCUCCCGCAUUUGGCCUUAAAAGAACUCUGUGUCAAAUAUGCAUUACUAAUGCUACAGUGUUCCCCUACCUAUCUAGAUGUCUACGCCCACUUGCAGGGGAUUUAAAGGUACGUUUUUCUUACCUUAAAUGCCGCGGUGCACUGCUCCACUCCUCACUGUUGUGUGGAAGCAUUGGAAGGCCUGACAAAAAGUCAUGUUCCACCAUUUAAAUGUUCUCAAUGACAGUCACUUUAAAGAAAUAGUUUAGGCAGUAUAACAAGUUCAUCGAAAUUAAGUUGUUAUAGUGCCAGGACGUCCCUGGUGCUGGCUUACUUUAAGGGGUUAAACUGUUCUCGAAACCCAAAGUCUCCAGCGCUGAAUCUCCCUGCCUCUCUGCCCUUCCCUGUUCUAAAAAUCUCUAAACUGGGAGAUUCUUGCAGAAUUGGCCAGUGGUGCCGCUGAUUGGCUGAAAUCGGUUGGCUGACACUCUCAGCCAAUCAGUGAAUCCCCAUUCAUAAAACUGGCAUAAAACAUACUUUUUUCAAGCCAGUUUUAUGAAUAGGUAUUCACUGAUUGACUGAGAGCGUCAACAGACCACUAUUAGCCAAUCAGUGGCGCUGCUACCUGAUACUGCAAGAGCCUUCCAGUUUAGAGAUGUUUAAAACCGGCUGAGAAGAAAAGAGAUUCGGAACUGGAACACAGAUUUUGGGGUUAAACUGUUCAAGAAUGGUUAAAUUGGUAUGGUGUCUGGAGUGUUCCUUUAAGUCGGUUAUAGCUGCAGGAGCAUCUCUAGUGGAUAUCUCCCUGUCAUUCACUAGAGGUGUGUUAACUUUGCAAUGUAAACAUUACUGUCCCUGCAAAACAGCAAUGUUUUUACUUGCAGGAUUAAAAUGGCAGGGACAUGGCACCCAGACCACUUCUUUGAGAUGAAGUGGUUUGAGUGCCUAUAGAGUUCCUUUAAAUUUGUAAUUCACUCUGAAUUCACUUCAGAAUUUCACUAUAGUAGAAAAACCUGUAUAUGUUCAUCAAUCCUGUAUAAUAAUGAAUAAAGUCCAAAUUUAAAAGAAGUCUUUUUUUUUUUUAGCUACAAUGAUUUCUUUGCAAAGGAAAUUAGAUGUGGAGAUAGGCAGAACUUAAAAGAAUUAUGCUGUGGAUGCUAAAAUGCACUGGCCACAUGCCAAAGAACAUUAGACUCCGCUCAACACAUUCAAUAAAAUAGCAGAGAGAUCUCAUUAAUUUAAACAAGGACUCACGUAAUACAUCUUCUUCGCAUACAUACACAUGCUACACCUUUCAGCUCCAUUGUAUGCAGUCAUUUAUUUAUGUCAAAUAGUGUUUGAAUGGAUUUUAUAAGAUGUGCUAAAGGACCAAAAGUAAAUACGAUUUAGCGUGCUGAAAGAAAGGAGUUCAGGAUAUAAGCAAAUGUAUUUUAUUCCACAACUUAUGUAAACAUGGGCUAUAGCUACAGUGCUACAUCAGAAAAGUAUCAUUUCCAAACUUUAAUAUAAUUAACCUUUUUUUUGAGAUGGUUAUAAAAAAAAACAAUAGGAAUUGUCAUUAACAAUACACUUUACUGCACUCCUUCAUAACAAGAUUCUAUUCUAUCCAGUUGAAAUUGUGCUGUAAGUAAAGAAUUUUGUAUAAAAAAAAUGUAUUAGUGGACAUCUUGUCUUGAGUUUUUUUUUUACUUUUUACCGCUUAAUAAAUCUCUACGCUAGUUUGUACCUGAUUAGUCAUUUUAUGUUUCUAUAAAAACUUCAUACUAUACCAUACAGCUCAGGUGGGAAGCUACAGAGGGUAACGAUGCGAUGCAGCUGUAGCUGAGUGUCCAUGCUUCUUCUAAUUUCCAUUAUGCUGCAACAGGAAUUAUCUAUGUUGCCGCAUGUUUAUAGUACAUUAUGCAAGGUAAAGAAAAUGGUGGUGACAAUGUAUUGGUAGGAUUGAGGCCAUUGUUUCUCAUUUUUGAAGUUAGCUGAAACUAUUUUUUAGAAACUUUAUUUUGUUUCUUUAUAGAAAAGAAUGUGUAAACAUAAGUCUACCUGGGACAGACCUUCUAAAAGACUUGGAAAAGGUGAGGUGGUGUGACUUGGGCCGAGAGUAACUUAUGCAGACCUAAGUUGGCUUCUGGAAAAAUUUAAUUACUAUUAAUUAGUUUAUAUUAUGUGUUCCAGGAUGAUCUGCUGCUUGAUGAUAUAAUAAAGGAAAUCAUGACUGCCCACUUACCUCAUGUACCUGACAAGGCGGCUCCUUCCCUUACAAAGUAUCCUUUUAUCAUUCCAAAAUACUCGUCAAUGUGCAUAUGCAUUCACAAAAGACAAAAAGCCCUGGCUUGUCAUCAGGGACUUAUUAGCCACGAGGCAAACAAGGCAUUUGCCUUGGGCGGCAUUUUCCUGGGGGCGGCAAAAAAAGCCGCCCCCAAAUGCCCAAGGCAAAUGUCUUGUUAGCCUGGUGGCUAACUAAAAAUCCGGUCGGAUGGGUGGGCGGGCGGCGCUGGCGAGGGAGCACUUUCCCCUGAGCUCUCUGCUCAGCUCCCUCGUGCGCUGCAGAGUGAUGCCGGGAGUUGGAAUAUGACAUCAUAUUCUGGCUCCCAGCAUCACUCUGCGGCGCGAGGAAGCUGAGCAAAGAGCUCACUAAUCAGUGCUCCCUCGCAAGGGCCGCCCGCCCGCCCAGCAGCCCCACUGGACCUCAGGGAAAGGGAGAACCCCCCCAGCAUUCCCAAAGGUAAGGAGGCUGGGGGGGUUUAAUUAAAAAAAAAAAAAAGUGUGUGUGUGUCUGUUAGUGAGUGAGUGUGUGUGUCUGUUAGUGUGUGUGUGUCUGUUAUCUGUUAGGGUGUGUCUGUUAGUGAGUAUGUGUUUGUCUGUUAGUGUGUGUAUGUUAGUGUGUGUCUGUUAGUGAGUGAGUGUGUGUCUGUUAGCGUGUGUGUGUGUGUUAGUGUGUGUGUGUGUGUCUGUUAGUGAGUGAGUGUGUGUGUGUCUGUUAGUGUGUGUGUCUGUUAGUGAGUGUGAGUGUGUGUCUUUUAGUGAGUGUGUGUAUGUCAGGGAGUGUGUUACUAUGUGUGUGUCUGUUAGUGAGAGUGUAUGCAUGUCAUUUAGUGAAUGUGUGUGUCUGCUAGUGACUGUAUGUGCCUGUAUGUCUGUUUGCUAGUGUAUGCGUGUCUGUCAGUGAAUGUGUGUGUAUUUAGAAGGCGGGGCAGGGGGGAAGGGUGGGGUGACGCGGGGGGGGAGGAGGUGGGGAGUGGGUACGCCUGAGUUUUGUCAUGCCUAGGACACCACAAAACUCCAGAAUCGUAUAAAGCCAUUUAUUAUCAUCACAUAUUUGUUUGGCUCCUUUUAAAAUCAUAAUGAAAACAGAAAUCACCUAAAUGGCCCUGAUCAAAAGUUUGCAUACCCUUGAAUGUUUGGCCUUGUUACAGACACACAAGGCGACACACACAGGUUAUGCCAAUGACAACUAGCAAUGGCAAUUAAAGGUUAAUUUCCCACACCUGUGGAUUUUUAUGGAUGUUUAUGAAUAGUCAAUUAAUUUUUACCUCUCAUGUGGAUGCACUGAGCAGGCUAAAUACUGAGCCUUGGGGAGCAGAAAAGAACUAUCAAAAGACCUGCGUAACAAGGUAAUGGAACUUUAUAAAGAUGGAAAGGAAUAUAAAAAUAUAUCCAAAGCCUUGAUAAUGCCAGUCAGUACUGUUCAAUCAAUUUGGAGAGGUGCCAACAAGACCUAUAAUGAAAAGAAUACCAUCCCCACUGUGAAGCUUGGUGGUGGCCCACUGAUGGUUUUUUUUUGGGGUCUGAGCUCUAAAGGCACGGGGAAUCUUGUGAAAAUUGAUGGCAAAAUGAAUUCAGCAUGUUAUCAGAAAAUACUGGCAGACUAUUUGCAUUCUCCUGCACAAAGGCUGCGCAUGGGACGUUCUUGGACUUUCCAGCAUGACAAUGACCCUAAGUACAAGGCCAAGUAGACCCUACAGUGGUUACAGCUGAAAAACAUGAAGGUUCUGGAGUGGCCAUCACAGUCUUCUGACCUUAAUAUCAUCGAGCCACUCUAGGGAGAUCUCAAACGUGCAAUUCAUGCAAGAUGACCAAAGACUUUGCAUGAUCUGGAGGCAUUUUGCUAAGAUCAAUGGGCAGCUAUACCAACUGCAAGAAUUAGAAGCUUCAUAGACAACUAUUACAAAAAACUGCAUGCUGUCAUUGAUGCUAAAGGGGGCAAUACACAGUAUUAAGAGCUUCGGUUAUGCACACUUUUGAUCAGGGGUCAUUUCAUUUAUUUCUUUGUUGCCAUGUUUUGUUUUAUGUUUGUGCCACUCUUUAUAACCUACAGUAGAAUAUGAAUCCCAUAACAAAUAAAAGAAAUGUGUUUUGCCGGCUCACUCAUGUUUUCUUUAAAAAUGGUGCAUAUAUUACCAAUUUUCCAAUGGUAUGCAAACUUUUGAGCACAACUGUAAAUGAAAAAAUAUUGCAUCUAACAUGAAAAAUGAGGAUUAAAGCAACACUUUAGCGUAAGGAAUGUGUGGCCUUAAUGCUAUAGUGCUAUGUUAAAGGUUUAGAUCCCCGGCAACCCUUGUUAGAAGCUAAAAAUAAGUUUUACUCAUCUUUUCUCUCUUAUAGCGCCGGUUUCCACACUGCUUUUUCCAUCUCCGUGGUUGAGAUCAUUAAAGAUAAAUGGUUCCAGACAAUCCAAUGCUUCUCCAUAGGAAAGCAUUGGGAGGCAGGUAUGACACAUGUGCCAAUCAGAUGAUCUUUGAGAUCAUUUGACUGAAAUAGCAGAGUUUCACUCUACAUUGUAGGGUUUAAAUGCCUCUAGUGGCUGUUACUCAGACAGGUAGGUGGCUUUAAAGCUGUGGCUGAACAGAGUAUGUAUAUGUGUUUGUAUAUAUAUAUAUAUGUGUGUGUGUGUGUGUGUGUAUAUAUAUAUAUAUAAAUAUGUAAAAAAAACAGAUGAAAUUAGUAUCUUGUAAUAUCUUUUUUAUUGGACUAAAAAUUUUUGGGGAUGACUAGUUUUCGGAAGAACCUCCCUUUCUCAGGUCUAAAGCAUUCCUGAGCAAAAAUGAAACAUAGAAUUUAAAGUUGACUUGUGAUACUGGGAUUUAGUUGAGCUGAGUGCAGAAAAGACACAAGUCUGAUAGAAAAUAGACACCAUUCUCAUCGAGGGAUGUAAUAUGCUACAAUCUCUACUCUCUGUAUAUAUGAAAUACAUAUUACAGAUAUACGGAUGUGGAAAACCUUCGGCACUCCAUAUGUUUUCUCGGCUAGUUUUCCUUAAUUGUAUUCUUGUAAGAGAGUUACGGGCAAAAGUAACAUCAGAAAGGUGUUUGGAACAUGCUGCUCUUCUUGCUGCUGAGGAAAUCAUCCUGGAGGUCAGAAUUUAAGUUCUAUGUAUAUCUCUACUAACCUUUCCUGUGUUCCUAAAUUACAAAAUAACAAUUGCUCACCUGUAAUAAACAUGACAUGCCUUCACCGUUAAUGAAUGACAAGCUAAUGUGGCCUACUUGCAUUAUGUAAGCGUAUGUCUCAAUCUAAUAGAGCAUCUUUCUCCUGCCAGGGCAGACCCUGGCCUAGAGGAUCAUAGCUGGAGCUCUUGGGAUAUCUCUGUACUGAUUUUCAGACUCUGUGCACCCUUAACUGAUGUGCUGGGGUGAUGGCACCCUAGCUCCGGCAUCAGUAUAGACCUACUGCAGAGUUCCAAGCAGCACUCCACUGGAAUCCAGGGAUGAGGUUCCACCACAUCUCCCUUACAAGAUAAAAAGGAGACUGGUUGAACCUCACUGUGAAGAAAAAAAAAUAUAUAUAAAUUACAAUAUAAAAUUAGAAUUUAAAUUAAGUGUGUGCUUAUAUGUGUGUGCAUGAAUCAUUAUGUGUAUAUUCAUGUGUGUAUGAGUGUGUAUAUCAAUGGGUGUGUUUAUGAGGAUAUGUGUGUGUAAGUCUGUGUGUAAAUGGAUGUGUGGGUUUAUGUGUGUGAUUGUGUAAGAUUCUGUGUGUAUGUAUAUCAAUAUGUGUGUCUGUGUGGUGAAUAUACGUAUGUGUGAAUAUGAAUGUCUUUGUAUAUGAAUGUGAGUAUGGGCAUCUAUCUAAAUGAAGAAAAAAAUGGUUGGAGGUACAGAAUAAAAUGAAAAAAUCUGCAUUUGGGAUAAGGGUAAAAUAGAUUUCCACCCUGGGUGCCAUGUAACCUAAUGCACCUCUGCUUUCUAUACAUGACUAUAGCAGUUUAUUUUGUAAUCACUAUGCUAGUAAAGGCUAAAAGUAAUUUUUGACAGCAAUGUUUUUUUAUUUUGUUUUGAUAAACUGUAUUAAGUUUUAUAUAUAUUAGGCAGGGGUGGGUAGAAGCAGUGGCGUACACACGACCCCUGGGGCCCCGGUGCGAAAAUUGAUCCGUGGGCCCCGCGCGCGCGCGGGCCGGACCGCAACACAUGGCGGUGGGCACCUGGUCGCAGGGGUUACAGGGCUGCGACCCCUGCGACCACGGUAUGUACGCCAGUGCAUGCAGAUGCACACACACUUAAAGGACCACUCUAGGCACCCAGACCGCUUCAGCUUAAUGAAGUGGUCUGGGUGCCAGGUCCAGCUAGGGUUAACCCAUUUUUUCAUAAACAUAGCAGUUUCAGAGAAACUGCUAUGUUUAUCAAUGGGUUAAGCCUUCCCCUAUUUCCUCUAGUGGCUGUCUCAUUGACAGCCGCUAGAGGCGCUUGCGUGCUUCUUACUGUGAUUUUCACAGUGAGAGCACGCCAGCGUCCAUAGGAAAGCAUUAUGAAUGCUUUCCUAUGUGACCGGCUGAAUGCGUGCACAGCUCUUGCUGCGCGUGCGCAUACAGCCGACGGGGAGGAGAAGAGGAGGAUCGGAGGAGGAGAGCUCUCCGCCCAGCGGUGGAAAAGGGUAAGUUUUACCCCUUUCCAGAGCCGGGCGGGAGGGGGUCCCUGAGGGUGGGGGCACCCUCAAGGCACUAUAGUGCCAGGAAAACGAGUGUUUUCCUGGCACUAUAGUGGUCCUUUAAAGGACCACUACAGACACCCAGAUCACAUCAGCUCAAUGAAGUUGUCUGGGUGUCAGGUCCCUCUAGUUUUAACCCUGCGGCUGAAAACAUAGCAGUUUCAGAGAAACUGCUAUGUUUCACUGAGGGUUAAUCCAGCCUCUAGUGGCUGUCUCACUGACAGCCGCUAGAGGAGCACACUGAACGUCCAUAGGAAAGCAUUGAGUAAUGCUUUCCUAUGGGCGGUUUGAAUGCGUGUGCGGUUGCAUUUGGAGCUGAGAGGCUGAGGGAUCCGCAGCGCCAAGGGAGUCCGGCGCUGGAGAAAGGUAAGUGCUGAAGACACACACACACUUACAGACGCAUACACACUAGCCAACAGACACACACAUUUACUGACAGAGACACACUCAGCGACAGACAUACAUACACACUCACAAAACAUACACUCUCAUUGACAAACACAAACUCACUAACAGACAUCAAACAGACUCACUAACACACACACACACACACACACACUCAGUAAGACACACACAGUAACACACUCACUGACACUCACUAGCAGACACACACACUAACACUCACUCUAACACUCACACUCACUCUAACACUCACUCUAACACUCACACUAACACUCAAACACUAACACAUGUUUUUUUUUUGUUUUUUUUUAAUUUAAUCCCCCCAGCCUCCGUACCUUUUGGAGUGCUGGGGGGAUUCCCUGGGGUCCAGUGGUGUUGCUGGACUCCUGGGCGGGUGGCCGGUCGGGCAGGCGGGCGCGCGAGGGAGCACUCAGUGCUUCCUCUUCAGCUCCCUCGCGCUCUGCGUAGGGAUGCCGGCGCCGGAAGAUGACGUCAUCUUCCGGCUCCGGUAUCAGUGCGGUGCGCGAGGGAGCUGAAGAGGAAGCACUGAGUGCUCCCUCGCGCGCCCGCCUGCCUGCCCGACAGGCCACCCGGGGUCAGCAGGGCCAGCCUCAGGGGGGCCCUGGGGUGGUCGGCUCCUGGGCCCCCCAGGGGAAGAGGCUGGCCCUGGGCGUACAUACCGGGUCGCAGGGGCGGCCGGGCCCCCUGGUGGGCCGGGCCCGGUCGCAGCCGCGACCCAUGCGACCCUGGUAUGUACGCCACUGGGUAGAAGGGUGAUGCAAUCAGAAAAGUGAGUUAAUCACAGUGAUCAUGCUGUUAUAUAUGAUUGGAAUAAAUCUGCAUUCUUCCAAUUACUAAUAGAGGUAACUAACAUUGAUUCUAGUUUAUUAAUUAUUUACAACAAGAAUAACAUAAUUAAUUUUCUUCAAUAACUUAUGCACAUAGCAUACUGGAGAUUAAAUAACAUCUGUCUAUUUUCAAAAUUCUAUGUUAUAUAAUUCAAUGUAUAGGAAUUAAAAAUGCCAACAUGGGCAGUUAAAGUUCAUCUUGUCGGUAACAGGUCCUGAUGAGGAUCCUGAUGAGCUUAUGUAAUUUAGAGAUGCAAAGAAUGAAUGUCUCAAUAACAGUAGGAGAGCCAUUAACCUUGGAAAAAAAUCCAAUUAUAACCAGGACUCUGCUCACCAAAACAUCUUAGUCGUUGCAGAUAGCCUAAGGCAAGCAAUCUAGUUUUAAUUAACAUGGGAAGCAAAGAGUCUCAUUAACAAUGAUGAUAGUCACAGAUACAUCGAAAUACAAACAUUUUGGAUAAAAGCCUGUAGUCCUAAACACAACAAGCUGUGGAAAUUGGGGAACGAAUACAGUUUAAUGAAUCAUUGUCAGCUAUUUGGAAUAUUUCCUGGAAGGAUCUUGUAAAGUAUAUCAUGCAUUCAAACACGUAAGUUUAAAAAAAAAAAAAAGUGUUCAAUAAUAUUAUAUAAUUUAUGUAAAUUCCCUAGCUGUGUUGUAAAAAAUGUUGUUAAAUAAUUAAAAUAAAUAUACGAAUGGGAGACACUCAAAGAACAUACAUUUUAUAAAAGUGGUGCUUUCUAUUGACAGAUGCCCCAUUAGAAGCAGUGCCGGGCUAGGGACCUCAUGGGCAUGGAGAUGAAAAUUACUGUGGGACUAAUUACAAAAUGUAAUUUUAGUUUCUUGUACUUAAAAGACCAUGUGCAUGAUCUCUGUCUGCGACUAGACUUUACAUUCAUCCAUAAAACCAUGCCCACAUGCAUACACACACAUACAUAUAUAUACUUAGAAUUUCUAGCAUAUGAAAUCUAUUUUCACCAGUAGGCCAAAGCACAGAGAUAUCCACUGAAAGAGCAAUGAGUACUGGAUGAUGGGAUACAAGGAAUCCAGUCUUUAGUUAUAGAGCACAGGGGCACUUAGUGUAACAAACAUAGAGUAGAGAUAGGAGGAAUAUAAUGCAGAGAUUAUGUGUUCUGAGGCCAGGCUUAUUCCGCAAAUGGGGUAAAGUCAUUAUAGGGGAGAAGGCUCAAAUAUGAGACCGAUUCAUAUAGUGUGGACAGGGCCGGUGCAAGGAUUUUUGCUGCCCUAGGCAAAAGAAGGAUUUGCCGCCCCUUCCCCCCCCCCCCGGAACAUCGCAAUGCCCCACCCGUAGAACUAAUGCCAGUGCUGCACACAGUGUGUGUUUACAUUAAAAAGCCUGCAGGCACAAACUAUAGACACCAGAACAACUUUAUUAAGCUGCAGUGGUUCUGGGGACUAUAGUGUCCAUUUAAUGUGAGGUAAAUUAGAUAUUAGUGUCACUAAUAAUAUACUAGAUUGCCUACUUACAACCAGAUGAGGAUGAUGAUGGGCUCUGGCUCCACUGGUCUGGUGUAGAACAGGAUCUCUGGAGGCUGUUUGUAACUGUGGUCACAAAAUUCAAUGUUCUGGGAGAACGGGAAGCAGCUCCAUUUUUUGGGGCCUCUUACACAGCUCAAGGUCUGGGCCCCAGGGCCUGACGGUGAGUAUGCCCAUAAAGCCCACCCAUAAGUCCACCUACAUGUUCCACCCAUGAGUUCGCUCACAGGGAGUGGAGUGUGUAGGGGAUGUGUUAUGUGUUACUGUAGAGGAUCUAAUGUGUGUGCUUACAUAAUGUAGUGUAUAGGGAUACCAGUUUGUGUAGGUGAUGCAGUGUGUUUGUGUGUAGUGGAAGCAGUGUGUGUGUGUGUGUGUGUGUAUAAGGGAUGUAUUGUGUGUUUCUUGUUGUGUGUAAGGGAUGCAUUGUGUGAAUCUGUGUUUGUAUGCAUAAGGGAUGCAAAGUGUGUUUCUGUGUAUGUAAGGGAUGCAGUGUGUGUCUGUAAGGGGUGCGUUGAGUGUGUGUAAGAGAUGCAUUGUGUUUCUGUGUGUGUGUGUAAGAGAAGCAGUGUGUGUUUGCAUGUGUGUGUAAGGAAUGCAUUGUGUGUUUCUGUGUAUAUGUGCAAAUGAUGCAUUGUCUUUAUGUGUAAGGGUUGCAUUGUGUGUUUUUCUGUGUGUAAGGGAAGCAUGUUGUGUUUCUGUGUGUAUAGGGAUGCAUUGUGUGUGUGUGUGUGUGUGUGUGCGUGUGUGUGCGUGGUGUGAAAGAGCUCCCUGUCCCCCUGUCCUAUAGAGCUCUCCCUUCCAUUUCUUAGAGAUCUCCCCUGCCCCUUAGUGGUCUCUCCUUUCCCCCCCACCUCCCUUAGUGGUCUCCUUUUCUCCCCGACUUUCCAUUAGUGGUCUCUCCUCUCCCCCCACCCUUCCCUAGUGGUCUAUCCUCCACCCCCCUCCCUUAGCGGUCUCUCCUCACACCCCUCCCCUAGUGGUCUCUCCACCGCCCCCUCCCUCCUUUAGUGGUCUCUCCCUCCCCUAUGUUCUCAUCUCCCACCCCUUGUGUUCUCCUCUUAUUCCCCCCCUCCCUGUGUUUUCCUCUUAUUCCCCCCUCCCUGUGUUCUCCUCUUCUUCUCCCCCUGUAAUCUUCUCUUCUUCUCCCCCCUCCCUGUAAUCUUCUCCCCUCCCCCUUGUAAUCUUCUCCCCCCUUCCCUCCCUGUAAUCGCUGCUUCUCCCCCCGUAAUCUUCUCUUCUUCUCCCCCCAUAAUCUUCUCUUCUUCUCCCCCCCAAUCUUCUCCCCCCUCCCAUCAAUCAUCUCCCCCCCACUUCCCUCCCAUCAAUCAUCUCCCCCCCUCCUUCCCUCCCAUCAAUCAUCUCCCCCCUCCCUCUCUCUUAUCAAAUCUCCCUCCCCUCAAUCAUCUCCCCAUCCAUCAUCCCCCUCCUCCCUCCAUCAAUCUCACUCCUCCCUCCCAUCAAUCAUCUCCCCCUCCCCCAUCAAUCAUCUCCCCCCUCCUCCCCAUCAAUCAUCCUCCCCCUCCCUCCCAUCAAUCAUCCCCAUCUCAUCCCAUCCUCCCUCCCUCCCCAUCCAAUCAUCUCCCCCCUCCCUCCCAUCAAUCAUCCCUCCCCAUCAAUCAUCUCCCCCCCCUCCCUCCCCAUCAAUCCCAUCUCCCCCCCUCCCUCCCAUCAGCUUCACCUCACCUCCCCUUCCCUGCUGUAGCGUGGCCGAGCUCCUUUCCGGUCCCGCGACCCGGCGGGACUGACAGGAAUAUACACAGGGGAGGUGAGGCACUGUGGCAGCCGCCUGAGCGCUCUCUAUAGAGCGCUCAGACGGCUGCAGAAUUUAAAGGGCCGGCGAUGGGGGCGCACGGCGCCUCCUCCUAUAGUUCGCCUUAUAGGAAGCGCCGGCCCUGAGUGUGGAUGCACCAUCUGUAAGCUGGCUAUGCAGAGGGCUACAGAACCAUAGUAAGAAUAAUAGAGGCAAUGUCCGGGAAGGUGCUAAAUCCAAGGGAAAACUGCCAGGAAUGCAUAGUAGAAUUAACUAACAAUAUACACAAAAUAUAGGUUUCACCAAUAUAAAGUCCAGUAAGUCCACAAUUGCUGGAGUCUGUUCUUAACUGGUAACCGCCCAGACUGCAAAUGGUGGGAGUAUAUGGCAUAAAAGCAGAAAAUAAAUCAAUACACUGAAAUUAAUACCAUACAGGAGCACACUAUAUAAUAUAUAAUCUUUAUUAGAAGAUAAACAUAAUAACUUGUUUUUUUGUUUUCCAUUUUAUCUUUAAACCUGAAACAGUGAAAAGUAUGGUGAUUACCUGUUUGUUAAAUUUUGCUACUGCGAUAUACUUUCUGUAAAUGCAUUCUGCUUUGGAGUAAAUUUAUGGAUUAUUGAAAUUUUGGAUUUUCUAACAAUGGUUAUUAUUUUUUGUAUGGUAUUACUUUCACUGUACUGUAAGUUUGAGCCUGACAUUGGUAUCCAUUAUUUUUAAGUUGGUGGGGCACGUCAUUCCAUUUAUGGGCAAAGGUUGUACAAGGGCCUUUAAACCAUGGUAUGGUCAGUGAAAUUAAGUAGAACAUGGAUUUGCUUGCAAAUAAUUUCAUAUGAAGUAGGUGAGGCUGAAGUAGACAUACCUUUCUACACAUACACAUGUGGUGAUAUUUUUUUGCCACUUUCAUAUAACCCUAUGUUAUUAGUUUCCUACAUUGACUGCACUAGUUGCUCUAAUCAUCAAGGUUUUAUAAAUAUGUCACGGCUUCUUUUCAGUUUCAGUAGCCUUUGUAGUUAGUGGAUGAAGUCUAGAAAUGUAUUCUUCUAUAGAAUGAGAUUACAAAGAAUAUAGAACAUAAUCUAUUCACAUCAUCUGGACCUGUAUCUAUCUAUUCUAUUUAUUAUGUUGAUCUUUUUCUAAUUGUUCUAGCAUUAUCUAUGUAACUACACUUGAUAGCAAUCUGUAGCAGUAUCUGUGUAACUACACUUGUUAGCAAUUCAUAGCAGUAUCUUUGUAACUACACUUGAUAGUAAUUAAUUGCAAUAUCUAUGUAACUACACUUGAUAGCAAUUCAUAGCAGUAUCUAUGUAACUACACUUGAUAGUAAUUCAUUGCAAAAUCUAUGUAACUACACUUGAUAGCAAUUCGUAGCAGUAUUUGUGUAAAUACACUUCAUAGCAAUUCAUAGCAGUAUCUAUGUAACUACACGUGAUAGCAAUUCGUAGCAGUAUCUAUGUAACUACACGUGAUAGCAAUUCAUAGCAGUAUCUCUGUAACUACCCUUCAUAGCAAUUCGUUGCAGUAUCUGUGUAACUACACUUGAUAGCAAUUCGUAGCAGUAUCUAUGUAACUACACUUGAUAGCAAUUCGUAGCAGUAUCUGUGUAAAUACACUUCAUAGCAAUUCAUAGCAGUAUCUAUGUAACUACACGUGAUAGCAAUUCGUAGCAGUAUCUAUGUAACUACACGUGAUAGCAAUUCAUAGCAGUAUCUCUGUAACUACCCUUCAUAGCAAUUCGUUGCAGUAUCUGUGUAACUACACUUGAUAGCAAUUCGUAGCAGUAUCUAUGUAACUACACUUGAUAGCAAUUCGUAGCAGUAUCUGUGUAAAUACACUUCAUAGCAAUUCAUAGCAGUAUCUAUGUAACUACACGUGAUAGCAAUUCGUAGCAGUAUCUAUGUAACUACACGUGAUAGCAAUUCAUAGCAGUAUCUCUGUAACUACCCUUCAUAGCAAUUCGUUGCAGUAUCUGUGUAACUACACUUGAUAGCAAUUCGUAGCAGUAUCUGUGUAACUACACUUGAUAGCAAUUUGUAGCAGUAUCUUUGUAACUACACUUGAUAGCAAUUUUUAGCAGUAUCUGUGUAACUACACUUGAUAGCAAUUCGUAGCAGUAUCUGUGUAACUACACUUGAUAGCAAUUCGUAGCAGUAUCUCUGUAACUCUACUUGCAAUGGUAGUUCACAGAGAUGGCAGCCUGUAGUAAAGGUUUUAAGUACAGGUUUCAUUGUGAGCCAGGAAGGAAGAAAUUUAGAGUUGAAAUGAUGGUAACAAGUAACAUGUGAAAUGCAUUGGCUUAGAUUUAGGCUCUGAAAAGUCAUCCUGAGAAAUGCAAUACUCAUUUGGUCUGCUAUGUCUUCCCCUUUGCCUCUCUUGCUUUAAUAAUGAGGCAUUUCAGAAAGGCUGAAGAAAAGAGCCAAUAAAUCUGCAGCCUUAAGCUAAAUACACUUAAAAUGUUUUGUGAUUUAAGUCGUCCUAUGAAGCACUCAAUCCAAUAAUACCUUUGUUUAGACAGGAAAUGCACGCCAGCAUUUUAUUACUCUUCUGUGUGCGUCUGUCAAACUGUAUUUUCUUUGAUUCAGAUAAGCACCAUACCAUUUAUUUGUAUUAAGAAGUGUGUGUGAUACAGAGUUCAACCCCCCCAUUCUAUGUGUACUCUAUCAUGGUUUAUUGUAUAAUAAUCAGAAAGAUAGCUUAAUAAUAAAAAAAAAAGAGCAGGGAUUACUGUGCUGUCAAACAUAUAACCUGAAAUGUAAUGGCAAAAGACAAAGUUCAAUCGAUUAGUCUGUACUGUAGAGUUGUACUCGUUGGUUUAAGGAAAUUUCGUCUUGUCGGAUGGUUACAUAGAGAGGGCUAGGUUUAGUUGGAUGCAAAUCCUGCAUGUCUUCACCGCUUUCUCUACCAAGAAAACCAUAGACAUUUAAUAGUUAUUGUAGCUAUUGUCAUUAGAGUUACUUGCCUCAUUGUGUCCCCUAAACCACUACAGGAAUGUUUUUAAUUUAUUUGUAUUUGGGGAGUCUAUUUUUCACACACACCACACAAAUCUGUAUGUAUGAACUUACUACAUAAUCUAGCUGUUCUUUCAAUGGGCAUAUCAAAUGUUUAAAUCCCGUGUUGCGUGGUAGUUGAUGUCUUUACAGAAUUUAAAAAAACAAAACAAACAAAAAACAUAUUGCAUGGAAUCACUCACACUGUGCAUUGGUUAAUAUUGUACUUCAGUGCACACCAAGAUUGGGAUGAGCUUUGCACUUGCUCAAGGUGAUCUGCAAAGCAUUCCUAACUUGGGAUGACCCCAUGGGUCUGUCACCAGACAUCAUAUGUGACUGCCUAGACAAUUGUAGAUAGAGCAAGUGCAAGGCUAGUUAGAGAGCUUAUACUCAAGCUACAUACUCAUGAUCCUAAGAAGGGUAAAUGCUAUUAUGAGAGUUUUUAUUCUGAAUUAAUGGUUUGUGGUUUGCUUAUCCAAAACUACUGGCCACAGGCUAAAAUGUCUUAGACAAUGUUUACGCACAGCCGUCAUAACACACAACGGUAACCUAGCUGUUAUCUGCAAUCUUUCCUGUAGACAAAACCACAGCACAAUAUAGUUAUGCAAUAGUUAAUAGAAAGGAGUACAUAAAUUAUGGCACUUAAAACAAAAAUAUGAAGUGUCGUAACCUUAGGGAGCUUGGUUGUACAAGCUCUAGCUCUUGUCCUUUACGUAAAACCAGCUCCCAUGUUUGUUGUGGCUGGUGUGAGCCCUGUGGAGCUUCAGGUGGAUGCUUAAAACUACAAGAAUGCAUCCUUUGUAAACAUGAAACAACUUGCAGAUAUAGUCGAUGCAAUUAUUAAUGUCAAGUUCAAGUUUUAAUGUGUGUAAAAUAAUGGCUAUUAAACAUACCUGUUUAAAGAAUCCUUGGAUAUGCAAAGUAUCAUAUAUUUAAAUGGUGUUUAACAUAAUAAGGUUACUUCUUGGAAGUAUGGGUGGUUGGGUAGAUGCAUGGACGGAUAGACAGACGGACCGUUUGGUUUUUAAUGCAUUUUCUCCACUCCUAAUCACAAAAUUCCAGAGGAGUAGCUUGCACAGUUUUGAGUUUAUCGCACAAUUUUAUAGCAGUAACAUUCUCAAUAAUCGGCACAAACUCACGUGAGUGUAUCAAAGAGUGCCUUAGCAAUUAAACGUAAAAAAUAUUUACAGUGUUCUAUGACAAUAGAACUCAAACUAAUAUGCAGUAUGUACGUAAAUCACAGAGCCCCACCAUACUAAAAAUCAGAAUGAUAUGUGUAUAUAGAGAUAUAUGGAUGUAUCACAAAGCUCCACAGCAAAACAAGUAAUUGUAAUAGACAACGCAAACAGAGAUUCACAGAGCUCCACCUUAAUAAAAUUCACAAUAAUGUUCAGACAUGUAGAAGUGUAUAACAGUGGUCCACAGCAAUUAAACUAACUGUAACAUGCUGUUUGGAUGAAUGUAUCACUGAACUCCACCGCAAAAAAAACUCACAGUAAUUUGUGUUUAAUGGCCAAUAAAUGUGUUUAUAAGUUAACAUUGUAAAAUGCCGAAUAAAGACUCAAGCCAUCAAGUUUGACCUUUCACACAUCCCUUUGCUGCUGUUGAAAAGGCAAAAAAAAAACACACACUGAAGUGAUUUACAAUUUUGCCUCAAGGGGAAAAUUCCUUCUUGACUCCAGAAUGAAUUUAUCCCUGAAACAACAAGCUUUUACAAUAAUAUUUAAUGCAUCAUUCUGACUUUGUAUAUUCAACCAUUUUUAAAAAAAUGCAUCUAGUCCUUAUUAACUGGAUGUACAUGUAUUGACUAUGAUAGCACCACUCUUCUAGGCUCUUCAUAUAUAUUUUUCUUAUCGUAAAGUGUCAUAUCUUUUUCCAAAGUCUCAAUUAAAAGAUAUUGGUCUUUGCCCUGUUUUAUUAAUGAACAUGACAGGUCACCGUCGCCAACGAGUAUUGUUUGUAUCAUGUUUGUAAGAUGCCUUUCAGAGGAUUUAUUCAUUAAACUCCAAUUUGUAGCCAACUGGAAUCUAAAUGGGGAAAUAUGGGCCAAAGUAGCUGAAGCAGAACAUUUCUUCAAAUCAGUUACAGCUUUGGUAUUGUAGUCUAAAUAGUAGGCAUGUGCAUGGGGAAAAUUUUCGGUUCGGCACGGCAUUACGAAAUUCGUGACUUGCGCAAUUCGGGACUUCUGCAAUUCAGCACUUCGACACUUCAGAACUUCGGCAAAUUCGGCACUUCGGAACGUCGACACUUCGGUAAUUGCGGAACUUCGGCAAUUCAGUAAUUAAUCUAUUCGGACAUUCGGAAGUACCCGAAUGUCCGAAUUGCCCAAAAUUCGUCUGAAUUCACAUUUGGACCAAAACGAAUUGCACAUGUCUACUAAAUAGUAUCAUUCACAUUGCAGUUCUCUACAAUUCAGAGUUAAGUGGUUAAAUCCUAGAGUGCAAACAUCUACAAAUGUAAAAAACUACCAACCUUUCAUCACAACUAUAUUCAUUUUAAAAAUUUCCGCUUUUUUUUUCCAAUAUUUUUUUCCAAUAUUUUUUUAUUAAUUUUGGGGCACUGGUGCUCAGACCUCCACUGCACAAUUAAAAUUGGAUAUCAAUUGGAUAUACUUUACUAGUGAUUUAUAAAGAAGGUCUGAUUUUAUCCCCAUGAAUCAGUGCUCAUACAAUAAUUAUAUUUAUAAUGUAUACCACUUUGCAUUUAAUGCAGGCUUCCCAACAGUCCCAUUUUUUGUGGCACAGUCCCUAUUUUAGGGUCCUUUCCCACUCUCUUGUUUUCUGGUGUCCAUAUAAGGAAUUACUAGAGAACUGUCCCCUUUUAAUACAGUGUGAGCGUAUCAUUAGACCACCCCCUUUUUUUCCCAAACACUCUUCAAAAAGUGACUAACCACUUAAAAGGAUGAGAUGUGUAGUGUGAUAUGGGCCCUUUUGAAAGGAAAGGCUUCUAUGAUAACAAAAAAAAAUCACAAUAAUAUAUUAAAUAAUUUAUAAUAAAAGCCAUUUGUCAUAUUCUGAACUAAACACACUUACCCUCAAAGCUUUUCAUUUACAUCUGUCUCUCUAAGAAUAGCACUGUAAUUCUUUCUAAAUUAAUUUUACGCAUUUCUUUUGUAUUUUUUUUGUACACAUUAACACAAGAUUUCAAGACAUCUUCAGUUGUUAAAACACAAUCAGGCAACAUUAGAGUUGCUAAGCCAUCGCCGAAUGACAGCACAAUUGUUUCGGUCACCAAGUAAAAUAAACCUUUGUGCUGAUGUAAGAACUAAUUAAACUCAGCUAUUUUUAAUGUUACACUUAUUGUAUAAUUCAUUUUUUAUUGUUUUAAACAAAUAAUAUUGCAUUGCUCAGUUACCAAUAUGACACAUUUUAACUCUAAUGGAAUUUGGCGGAGACAUGCAAAGCUUUUUACAAUUUACAACAGCUAGCUAAAAAUGAACCGUGUGUUGUGCUUUUAUUUUACUAAAAUUCUAUGCAGUUUUUUUCCCCUUAAAUUAUUUAUAUGACGUGUUGAGCAUAGCACGUAACAUUAACCCCUCAGUGCUGCCUUUGAGACAUCCGAAAGAAUAUACUACUUUGCCUGUGUUCAUACAUCAUUUUUAUGAUUAGGUGAGCUGGCCACAAAGUACUGCCCUUUAAGCGUUACCCCAAGUACCAUGACCACAUCAGUGUUUUGAAGUGGUUGUGGUGCUUGCAGUUCAGUGACAUUUUAGUUUGCUGCUGGAUGUGUAACUUCACGUCCUGCAGUGUCAUCUGCUAAAAUGGAAUGAGAUAUCUGGCUGGCUAAUGUGAUGUUCUAUGUAUAUUCUUUGGCUGAGAAUUAUCAGUUGACCAUCUCUGUUAACGAAUGACUAGUGGCAGCAUUUGGCCACUGUAGCUUUACGAGGAGACUCAGUGCUUGGUGGGACCCAGGUUUGAGAGCACACUAUUGCAAAGUGUUUUACUCCAUUACCAGGGGACAGCACCCGCCUGCAGUGGAUGUGAUGCUUGCAGUAACCCUUUAACUGCUUCAUUGAAAGGCUAAUUAAUCAAUCUGUUUAUGAGGUCAUAUGGUAAAGGACAUUACCUGCAAUUUUCCUCGGGGAAAAGCGGAACCAGAACAAAAUGCUACUACCAUUUCCUGAAAAUGUGCUAACCCUAAAGCUCAACUCAUCUGAUAUCACAAUCAGAAUCUCUGGGGUAGAUCAGGUCAGUUCUCGGGUAUGGUGAUUAAAAUGAGAAAUGUUUACAGGUCUUCUAGGAAAAUAAUAUAUUUAUCUUAUCUAUUCCACACACUGUAUAAAGAUUCCAUCUGCAAAUGGCUCAAAAUAUUGCAGUGAAGGAAAUGAAUGGAAAAUAUGUAUUAGAACGUAUUUAUUAGAACAGCAAUUCAGAGAAAGAGGAGUGUAUUUAUUCUUAGUUUUGACUGUUUCCCAGGCAUUCUCACAGUUGUAGCAGUAGACAAAAUGUUUUCUAGUUUCUGGGAAAAAAAUAAAUAAACUUGUGUUGCUGCAUCUCCAGUUUAUAAGCCAAUCACCUUGCCAGUUGUCGUAGACAAUAAAUUAUUUCUUACUCUAUUCCUGAUGAGAAUUAUCCAAAAAAGGACUGGGGAAUGGAAUUCCAAAUGUUACAGUGUAUCUCCUAUUAUCCAGUCCAGUUUAAUCUAAUAAUUUGUAAAAUUUGUUGUAUACAGAACUUUAUUAACCAAAGAAAAACAAAUUUAGCUUUAUAUUUGUGCAUAUUGCACAGCAUCUUACUUUCAGUGUGUACUACCUAAUUCAGACAUCUGUGGCUUUGAAUAAUGCUGGAGUAAUUCAUUAAUAGAGGGUUUCUAUUUGUUGCAAAAAAUUCGAACAUCUUCCACGAUUGAAGAUUUAUCACUAUAGUCACUGCUCAAGACCAGUAUCCUAAUAUAAGUUCCAUUGGCGGAACUAAUAGAGAGAGGACUCUGAUGCAAAAUGAAUACAUUUUUAAAGAGUAUGGGUGGCAGAUAGUCAACUGCCGCACAUCAAAUGCUUUGCCAGGUGUGAAUCUGCCUGACCCACUGAGGCCCGCGUGCAGUUCUACGAGCUGCACCAUUUUAUUUCUGCAAUUGACAAGUGCAAUCAAUUCAAAUGUGAUAUUUGAUAUACACUGUGAUGGUUUAUUAGAAGUUAAUGUUAUAUUUCAUUAACUAGGUACUGUACUAUUCAUCUGAAUAUUUAUCAGCGAUAUGCAUUCCAUAUCUUACUGUUUACUUAAGUAUAAGUCCAUAGAUUUCUCCAUUAUGGCUCUUACACUUGUAGGGUCCCCAAAACGUUGGCUUGAAGAGUAGGCUUGGGUUGAAGGUGGUCCCCUGUUACGCUGUCAUUACACAUAGUAGAAUAUAACUGCAACUAUAAGCUUGUUCAUUCUAUUUCUAAACAGUGGUUUAUGAAAUGAGACUCUUCUUGGCCAGUGCAAGUGAAGCAGCUUUAGGAACUUCAAAGGUAUCUAUAUUUAUAUUUGUUUAAAGAAUUAUAAACAAUUCUGCAUUAUACAUAAUGCAUAAUGCAGAAAAGAAAAACAAACAAAGUGAGAGUUGGUUUCAGAUCUGGAGCAUUCCUUUGUGCUUUCUAAAAGUGUAAACUAUGCAUUUCUUUAGAAAUGUUUAGUUAUGCUGGAUUUUGUUCAAUCUAGAUUUCAUUGGUAAGAUUUGUUCUAAAUAUGUUUCCUGUGCUCCCUACGAUCCUUCAAAAGUUAAUUUUCUUUGCCUUUUAUUUUUUUGUUUUGUUUCUAAGACAAUAAUAUAAUUUUUUCAGAUUUUUAAAAAGUUUUUUAAUUUCUAUUAAAUGUAGUUUUCAUUCUUUUUACUCUCUCACAUAUUUCCUGUUCUAUACCAUUCAACAUUUAUUUUUGUUAUGUUACUAAACCUUAUACUAAUACCUUAUCAAAGAAACCUUUGCAGAUCUUCUAUCAAAAUGGAAUUUCACACUCAUUAAUUUUCACAAAAUAUUAUUUUUAAUAUUUUGUCCUGCAAUGAUCUCUACACCACAUGGUCCAAUGUGUCAUUCCAUUUUAUCAUAUAUUUUUUUCUUGGUGAUUUUUGUAUCAUUAGGCAUGUUGGGAUGUAAAUAAUGCCAGAGAGUUAUGUUGUUGAGUUGCUGUGUGUGGCAGGGUUAUGCAUAUAUAGAUGUAAACACAUAUUUAAACUUUUUCCGUUUCACAAUCUUUUUGUGUUUAAGUAUCAUUAUUUUUCCCCCCAUAUAAUUACAGUUUGUUAUUUAGUUGCCUAACUUGUUGUUGUAAUUCCUAGUAUCAAGAUUUUUUUUUUGUCCAGAUGUUCUAGGUAUGUUUGUUAUCCAGAUGUUCAUUACAGACCAGUUAAUUGUACAGUUAAAAAAUUGCCUUUGUUUUGUCAGUCUGCAUCCCUUAAUUUCUCCCUGGGUCCCCGUCGACCCAUCUGUACUUUUGGAAAUAUGUGGAAAAUAAAGCAUCUCAUUAUACUCUUAACUAUGUAACCUGAGUUUUAUAAAUAAAUAAAUAAAUAAAAAGUAGAACGUAUGUUUAUUUUUACUUAACAAAUAAUCUCUUAUUCUACAACAUAGUUGUUUUUUUUGUUAGACAAGAAAACACAACCUGUUGAUACAGGAAAUCAAUUUUUGAGGAAAAAAAAAAAAAAAGAGUCAAACGUGUGUGGAAUAGAUUAAUAUUGAUUCAAAAUUCAAGAAGAUGUGGGAUUUGUCUAAUUGAUUUUGGGAAGUGUGAAAGAGGAAGGUAGUGUCUCCUUUCAACAACACUAUUGGGAUAGAAAUUAGACACUUAAGAUGCUAGCAAGAUUGCGAGUUUAACUCAGUGCACAUCAUGCCGCAUGUAUGCAUGCCUGGAUGAUUCUGUCCAGGGUCCAUACCUCUGUGGUGGGUGUGAGCGAGUGGCAUUUUUGGAAGCUCAGAUUAGAGAUCUGGAGAGGCAAAUUGUAACACUGAGGGAGAUUGACAAUCUUGAGAGGAGUCUGCUACUCACUGAGCAGAGUUUAGUGGGGACAGGUAGUGGAGAGGGAGGAGAUAAGACAGAUGGGGAACAGGCAUGUAGCUGGGUGACAGUGGGGCGAGGAAGCAGGGUGGGGAGGGAAGAGAAAAGGUUUAGCUAGUCCUGAUCUCAUGCAGCCUAACAGAUUUGCCCAUUUGAGUGACGAUAUUGGGAGCAUCAGCUCAGGAGUAGCUGUACUGCAGGAAGCAGUUGGGGUUGAGAGGGUAAAGAAGUCUAGACAGGUUGUGGUGGUAGGGGACUCUAUUAUUAAGAGCGUAGAUAGGGUAAUCUGCCACUCUGAUCGACUCGACCGGACAGUUUGCUGUCUUCCGGGUGCUCGGGUCCGGCAUGUUGCCGACAGAGUGGAGGGAUUAUUGGGAGGGGCAGGUGAUGACCCAGCUGUCAUGGUCCAUAUUGGUACCAAUGACAAAGUCAGAGGAAAAUGGAAGGUCCUAAAGAAUGAGUUCAGGGAACUAGGAAGUAAGCUAAAGAAAAGGACCUCCAAGGUAAUUUUUUCAGAAAUAUUACCUGUGCCGCGCGCUACAGCAGAAAGGCAGCGGGAUAUUAGAGAGGUCAAUGCGUGGCUAAAGUCUUGGUGCAGGAAUGAGAGUUUGGGGUUUUUAGAGCACUGGGCUGAUUUUGCGCUUGGGUACAACCUGUAUAGUCAUGAUGGAUUGCACCUAAACGGAAGAGGGUCUGCUGUGCUGGGGGAUAGGACGGCUAGAAGGUUGGAGAAGAUUUUAAACUAGUGGUAGGGGGGAGGGUCAAAUCAAUCUAGAAAAUGGAGAUAGGAUGGAAAGGAGAUGGGCUUUAGCUCAGAACAAAGGGGGUGGAGAAGGGGGGAGGGGAAAGCUCAGAACAGAGGAGGUAUGUAAUAUUGAUAAUUCACAAAAAGUACAAAAGACUCAUGAUAAUAUUAAAUGUAUGCUUACUAAUGCAAGGAGCCUAUAUAACAAAAUGUGGAACUAGAGGCAAUAGCAAACAAUAAACAAUAUGAUAUAAUAGGCAUAACAGAAACAUGGUGGGAUGAGACACAUGACUGGGCAGUUAAUUUAAAUGGGUACACGUUAUUUAGGAAGGAUAGGAAAAACAAGAAGGGUGGUGGGCUAUGUUUAUAUGUCAACCAUGAGUUAAAGUCAAAUCUUAGGCAUGUGUAGAGUGACGAGGAAAAUGUGGAGGCUUUAUGGGUAGAUAUCUGCUUGGGGCAAACAAACGGAAAUCAAUUAUUGGUUGGGAUAUGUUAUAAACCACCUAAUGUAAAUAUUAUUGAGGAAGAACAACAGUUAGAGCAAAUUGAGAAAGCUGCAAAUCGAGGUAACACGUUAAUUAUUGGAGAUUUUAAUUACCCAGACAUAAAUUGGGAUAGAGGGACUACUACUUUAGGAAGGGGAAUCCGGUUUUUGAAUGUGUUAAAUGACACCUUUAUGUCACAACUGGUACAAGCACCAACUAGAAAGGAUGCUUGUCUGGAUCUCGUCAUAACAAACAAUGUUGAUCUUUUAACCCCUUCAGGACGGAGUCGAUAGUGCACGUUCUGAUCAAAACAAAAUGUAAACAAAAACUGGAAUUUGCGCUAUAUGUCUGUUCAACCGUUAUUCUCCGCUGUCACAUGAAGUGCAAAAAACUUCACUUUUACUUAAAACAUCAUCGUUGUAAUACAAUUUACCAGUUUGAAACACUAAUGUUUGAGUUCAACGAAGUCUCCUGAGUAAAACAGUACCCCUUAUGUACAGGUUUUAUGGUGUCUUGGAGAGUUACAGGGUCAAAUAUAGUGCUUGCAAAUUAAAUUCUCUGCACUUUCUCCUUGUGUUGUCAGGCAUGUCAAUCAAAUUUUAAUUAAUCAAAUUACAUAAUUAUGCUAAAAGAUUACUUAAAUAUACAUGUAGAAUUUUAAUAUAUAUGCAUUUAUAGGUAUUUAAAUUCUACGUGUAUACUAAUGUAAUCUUUUAUGUAAUUAUAUGUAUUUAUCUAUAUAUAUAUAUAUUUGUGGUUAUUUGUAUUUUAUAUAUAGAUAGAUAUAUAUAGAAUGUCAUUCUAAGUGUAUUUUGUUACCGAUAUAUAUAUUAAUAACAAAAUACAGUUAGAAUGAAAUUACAUAUGAAUAUAUAAUUUAUAUAAAAUUUUGUUUCAAUAUUUUAUUUAUUUUAUUAUUUUAUUUUUUUAUUAUUGUAAUUAUACAUAUAUAUAUAAUAUAUGUGUAUAUAUCUAUUAUAUAUAUAUAUUAUAUAUAUGCAACGUCAUUCUAAGUGUAUUUUAAUACUAAUAUAUGUACUUAUAUUAGUAUUAAAAUACACUUUGUAUGACGUUACAUAUAUAUAAUAUGUAUGUAUAUUAUAUAUAUAUAUAUAUAUAUAUAUAAAUACAUUUAAUUUAUUUUAAAACAUGUUUAAUCAUUUUUUUUACACUUCCCACCAGCAGGGGGACUGUGACAUUUCAGACAGUCCCCCUGCUGGCAGAUCCACAGCCAGCUAUAGGGGGCCAUGUGGUCGCCUCAUUUGCCGGGGGAGGGCUGCCUGGGCUGUCAGGCAAUCCUCCCGAAGCGGAGCGCCGGUAAAGUGAGUAUACCGGGCGCUCCAGGGCCUUCAGCCAUUACGGCGUUCUAUGCUGCCGCAACGUCUUUAAAGCCCAUUUAAUGUGGGAUGGCAUAGAACACCGUAACGGUGUUAAAGGGUUAACCAACAUUCAAGUAGGGGAGCAUUUGGGAAAUAGAUAUCACAAUAUUGUAAAUUUUGAAGUAAACUCAAAAAAGCAAAAUCAAGUGGGGUAUACUAAAACAUAUAAUUUAAAAAAAGCCAAUUUCAAUAAGAUUAGGGCAGCUCUACAACAUAUCGACUGGCAUAAACUCCUUAGUGAUAAAAACACUGAGGAUAAAUGGAAAAUAUUCAAACAAAUAUUAGAAAGGUACAUUUCUCAGUAUGUACCAUUGGGUAAUAAAUAUAAAAGAAACAAAUUAAAACCAAUGUGGCUUGGUAGAGAAGUAAAACAAGAGAUUAAAAAUAAGAAAAGGGCAUUUAAAGCAUUUAAAUCAGGCAAAUCAGAGGCAUCCUAUUUAAGAUAUAAGGAAGCCAAUAACGCUUGCAAAAAGGCAAUUUAAGUGGCUAAACUAGAAAAUUAGAAAUUGAUAGCUAAAGAAUGCAAAACCAACCCCCAAAUUUUUUUCAAGUACAUCAAUUCUAAAAAAACAAAAAAUGAAUGUGUAGGUACACUGGAAACAGAGUUGGGUUUAUUAGCUAAUGAAGACCAGGAAAACGCUUACAUUUUAAAUAACUAUUUUCCUUCAGUAUAUAUUAAUUAGGAUUCUAUGGCAAGAGAUAUGCAAAUGAUUGCUGCAAAAAACUUGCAAAUAACUUGUGAUUGGAUAACUCGAGACAAGGUGCUACAGCUAUUAAAGAAAAUUAAUGUAAAUAAAGCUCCGGGACCUGAUGGUAUUCACCCACGAGUACUUAAGGAGCUAAGUGGGGAAAUAAGUGAACCUCUGUAUUUAAUUUUUCAAGAUUCUUUUGUUUCAGGUGUUGUACCGGAGGAUUGGAGGAAGGCAGAUGUUUUUCCUAUAUUUAAAAAGGGUUCAAAAUCCUUGCCUGGAAAUUAUAGACCUGUGAGCUUAACUUCUGUAACUGGGAAAAUAUUUGAAGGGCUAUUAAGGGAUAAUAUUCAGGAAUUCAUUGGGAAGAACUUUGUUAUUAGCAAAAUUCAGCAUGGUUUUAUAAACAUAGGUCAUGUCAAACUAACCUAAUUGCAUUCUACGAAGAAGUAAGUAGAAGUAUAGAUCACGGUGUUGCAGUGGAUGUGAUCUACUUGGAUUUUGACAAGGCAUUUGAUACGGUUCCUCACAAUAGGUUAGUCUUCAAACUAAAAGAAAUUGGUCUUGAUGAAUAUUCUUGUUCUUGGGUAGAACAUUGGCUUAAUGAUAGAGUACAACGAGUUGUAAUUAAUGGUAAAUUUUCAGGCUGGACUAGAGUGGUAAGUGGUGUCCCUCAGGGUUCUGUUUUGGGACCACUUCUAUUUAACAUAUUUAUAGAGGAUCUUGAAAUAGGCAUUGAAAGCCAUGUAUCAGUGUUUGCAGAUGACACAAAACUUUGUAAAGUAAUAAAAUGUGAGCAGGAUAUUGCUUUGCUGUAGAGGGAUUUUGGUUGAUUGGAGGACUGGGCACUAAAAUGGCAGAUGAAAUUUAACGCAGAGAAAUGCAAAGUUAUGCACUUCAGGGUUAAGAAUACACAAGCAACUUACACACUAAAUGGUAGUGAAUUAGGGUUAACCAUACACGAGAAGGAUUUGGGAAUUGUUAUAGACAACAAAUUAGGCAGCAAUAUGCAAUGUCAAUCUGCAGUUGCUAAGGCCAGUAAGGUUUUGUCAUGUAUAAAUAGGGGCAUAAAUUCUCGGGAUGAAAAUAUAAUUUUGCCUCUUUAUAAAUCGCUGGUAAGACCACACCUUGAAUAUGCUGUGCAAUUUUGAGUGCCUGUUCUAAAGAAAGAUAUCAUGGCACUAGAAAAAGUCCAGAGAUGAGCUACAAAAUUGAUAAAAGGAAUGGAGCAUUUUAGUUAUGAAGAAAGGCUAAAAAAUUUAAAUCUGUUUAGUUUGGAAAAACGGCGCCUGAGAGGGGAUAUGAUAACUUUAUACAAAUAUAUUCGGGGCCAGUACAAACCUUUAUCUGGAAAUCUAUUCAUAAACAGGGCUAUACAUAGGACACAAGGUCACCCAUUUAGGCUGGAAGAAAGGAGAUUUCAUCUAAGGCAAAGAAAAGGUUUUUUUACAGUACGAGCAAUAAGGAUAUGGAAUUCUCUGCCUGAAGAGGUGGUUUUGUCCAAGUCACUACAGAUGUUUAAACUGCAAUUGGAUAAAUACUUACAAAAACAUAACAUACAGGAAUAUAAUUUCUAAUUAGUGGGGUAAUAGCUGCUUGAUCCAAGGAGACAUCUGGCUGCUAUUUUGGGGUCAAGAAUGAAUUUUUUUCCUAGUUUGUGGCAAAAUUGGUAGUGCUUCAGACUAGGUUUUUUUGCCUUCUUUUGGAUCAACAGCAACAACAUAUGUGAGGAAGGCUGAACUUGAUGGACGCAAGUCUCUUUUCAGCUAUGUAACUAUGUAAGAUCAGGUACUGGCAGGGCGUACCUAGAGUAUUUGGCACCCGGGAAGGGUCCUAUUUUUGGCACCCCUCCCCCACACCUUUAGUGUAUUUAGCACUAAUCAGUGUUUGUGUGUUUACAUGUUAGCAUGUUUAUGUAUGGAGUAGGUGUGAGUGAAUGUAAGUGUGUGUUUGUAUGUAGUGUUGACGUUGAAAUGCAGGGGUGUAUUUGUGUGUAGGGUUGGCUAGAUUCUGAGCUGUAUGCACAUAUACACACUGACACACAUGCACAUGCUGGCAUCAGACAACAAAUUUGCAUAGAAUUCACAUUAGCCAUCCAGAUUUCUUGUUGUGGGCUGGCUGACACCUCUAAACAUCGAUAUUUGUUUUGAUGUAUAACUCCCCAAUUUGCUAUCCAUAUGCGGGAUUGCCAUAUUUAAGGUGCUAUCUGCUAAACAGCAAAACAGCACCCUAAUUUGGUAUCUUUAAAUAUAGAAAUCUUACAUAAGGGCACCAAUUUAGGGAAUUGUCUACUAAACAGCUAACAGAUCAGAUUUUAAAAAGCCCUUUUCUUAAUUUUAAUCUUUCAAUAGUUUAGUAUAUAACUCACUUAUUUGUUAUCGUUAUGUGAGAUUCCAAUAUUUAUUCACAUAGAUGUAUGUCUGUGUGUACAUCUGUGGUUGUGUAUGUAUGUUUUAUAUAUAUAUAUAUAUAUAUAUAUAUAUAUAUAUAUAUAUAUAUAUAUAUAUAUACACAUACAUACAUACAUACACACACACAUAUAUACAUAUAUAUACAUAUAUAUACAUAUAUAUAUACACAUAUACAUACAUAUACAUACAUAUACAUACAUAUAUAUAUAUAUAUAUAUAUAUAUAUACACACACACACAUACACAUACACCAACAUAACCACAGACACACACACACACACACACAAUUACAGACCCACACUACAAUCACUGACUUACACACACAGUCACAUACAUAAACACAGACAUACACAAACACAAUCACAGACCUACACACAUUCAAUCACAGACACACAAUCACAUACACAUAUUAUUAGAUGUACACACACAAUCAUCACAUACAUACACACAUUUAAUAAUUAAGAGGUCCGCCCAACCUUCCUACCUUGCUCUGGGAGGGUUGGAGUGGAUCCUCAGUCCCUGGUGGUCAGUGGUUGCUGCUGGGAUCUCUGUGCUCUUCCUGCACAGGUCCCUCGCACGCACUGUAAUGACACUGAUGCCGGGAUGACGUCAUAUCCCAGAUGCCGGCUCACUGCAGGGCGAAGACAGUCAGACACAGUCAGACGCACACAAUGAUACACAUAUACUGUCAAAUACAGCCACAGGCACAUAGUCACUAGCACACAGUCAAACACACCGUUACAGGCAGACAGUCUCACACAACUAUAGGCAGACAGUCACACACACACAGUUACAGGCAGUGACACAUACAACAGGCAGCAUCACACGGUCACAGGCAGACAGUCACACACACACACUCAGUGACAUGUAGACAGUCAAACACACAGUCACAGACAGACAUUCACACACACAGUUACAGGCAGACAGUCACACAUACAGUCACAGGUAGACAGUUACACACACGGUCAAAGGAAGUCACAAACAGUCACAGGCAGACAGUUGUGCACACAGUCACAGGCAGACAGUCAUGCACUCAGUCACAGGCAGACAGUCAUGCACUCAGUCACAGGCAGACAGUCACACACACAGUCACAGGCAGACAGUCGUACACAGAGUCACAGACAGACAGUCGCACAUACAGUCACACGCAGACAGUCACAGACAGAGUCACAGAUGUGGUCACAUGCAGACAGUCACACAUACAGUCACAGACAGACAGUUACGCAUACAGUCACAGGAAGACAGUCACACACACACACACACACACAGUCACAGGCAGACAGAUCCAAUCACAGUUGCACACACACAGCACACCCUCUCUCUCACUUACUGGAGGAGGAGUGGAGUCAAUGAAGUCCCUGGUCUGAAGUUGUUAGGGAAGCAGGGACUCCUUCCUACUUCCCCUCUGUGUGCAGCAGUAGCAGCUGCGGGAGGAGGCCGCCUUUAGCUCUGCCCCCGAUGUCGAUUUGACUCUGCCCCCAACUCUCCACAAAGUUCUCCUGCUCCCUGCCACUGCAUGUGAGCUGUGUCGGCUGCCCGGCGCCCCUACUGCCAUGGUGCCCUGUGCAGCAAAACAGCUUACACCCCCCCAAUGCCAGGCAUUGUGACCCCCCCCCUAACUUGUGGCACCAUCCCCCCCCUUAGUACGCCACUGGGUACUGGGAAUCCCCAUGUAUAUUCACCUGUGGGAAAAGCAGAGUAUUGAGGUCAGGGAUGUUGGAACCCCUGUCUUUGCUUAUAAAGAGAAUGCAAUAGCUGAGUGCAAUUCAGGACUAGAGGAUCUAAGGGCAGCCAGUGAUCCUUUUUUUUUUUAAUAUGCAAGGGAAUAUAAACAGGCUUAAAGUUCCACACCAGCAAAAGUAGGCAUGCAAAGAAACAUACCAGAUAUAUCAUGGACAUGACAGUUGCUGAAUCUGCACAAUUUUAAAAAUAAUAAUAAUGUACAUAAAGUAAACAGGUUUGUUCAACAUGUCCAGAGAGGUAUUGGAGGAUAGGCUUAUGAUUGAUAUCAUAACAAGUGUGAUACGCAUGACUAUAUAGAGUAGUAAAUGGACAUUAUUAUAGAGUACCCUCCAGAUAUUAAGCUUUGAUUCCACUGGAUUUUUAAAGUAACUGAGAGAAUCUGCAUUAAGAAUAAAAUGAUUACAUAAUAAGUAGUAAAGCAGUUGAGGGCUUUGCCAUGCUUAAGCAAUUAACCACUCCGGGAGGUAAGCCAACACCGCAGGCCGGCAAAAGCGAGAGGCAGUCCCCUUGCCAGGUACAUCAUGAUCUCUCUUCGUUCGUUCAAGGGGGGUUGAGCUGUGUGUUGGUAAAUAGGACAGAGUCUGCAGUUUCGCAGCCACUUUUCUUCCUGUUCCAGGGCUUUAUUGGGUUCCCCUGUGUUUCAGGGCCCCUCUGACUUCAGGAUAAUAGACCUUUAGAGACUUAUGAGUCCAGCAAUAGCUAGCCACAGGAUCAAGCCUCUGAGACCACCUCAGUGUACUUGGUAAGCCCAGCCAAGCGGGGACUCGCUGAACGUGUGGUUUGCGCUGGGGAAGUCAGCCCUUCACGGAGCUCCAAGUACGUUGGCGGUGUGUAGCGAUCGUUGUAUUGUAGCUUUGGAUCCGUAUCAGUCCUCGGCUGCGACGGUUGUGCAUAAGCUGUGGCAGUCUCCAGUGCCUUUUUCUCUGCUCUGGUGUGCGACGGCCACCAGGGUGAGCAUAUUCCGGGAACCCCUCUGUGCAGCUGGGUGGUUUGCUUGACAGGGCUUCAAAUGGACCUACUGCCUGGAUGUAGUCACCGCUGCUAUGUGGUUCUCCGGAGCUGCACAGAAGGCAGGGUAUCGGGGGGGGGGCUCGUUAAGUGGCUCCAGAACACUUGGCAAAUCUUGUCGAAUUUGGCUUCAAAGAUUUCUUGCCAUGUCUGGACUAUCAUGCUUGUUUGUGACUGUCAAGCUUCCACAAUGGCAGCCAUCUUAGGUGCCCUAUGCAGUCUCUGACUCAGUGGGGUUUGGGUCCAGCACUGCAUGGAUGUAGGUGUACCCAGUUGGGACCGGGAUAUCCCCCAAUGGUCCAAAGGGGGGGUAAUGGGUGGUAACAAGGCUGCUAGGACUCCGCUGUCAGGCUUGAGCCCAAAGUAGGGAGAUCGACCGUCUCUCUCCCAACUGCUGUCAGCCUCAGUAGGCCGCAAGGUGGAUCACAGUAGUCAGCUGCCGAGACACCCUGGAACAGGCUCAGUAUAUUGCAGUUUAUAUUAAAGAUGAUUCCCCGUUAGUGUAGUGCUAUUUUUAGCAAGCUCUAGUGGGUUAUUUUCCUGUUUUUUAGAUCAGGCUAAAGGAAUACAUGUCCGGCCAUCUUGGGUGUCAGGCCUCCCCUCUGAUCCUUUCUUAUGGAGAGAUUGCUGAGUGUUUCGGUCAGAGGGCUUGGAAAUCCUAUAGCUCAUUGAAAACUUCCACUUCACCAAGGAUCGGAAGGGAGGAGCAUGAGUAUUGACUACUCAAACACCUAAAUGGGAAUAGAGCAAGUAAUUGGGUAUUGUGUGGUCACCAUAGGGCCGUGGCACACACACGUACCUAUCACAUUACCUUUAAUUGUCCAGGCUAUAAAGAAGCCUGGGGAUGCCCAUAUGGUGGAGAGGGACACUUCCAAAAGUUGCUCUUCUCUCCUUAGUGGUUUAAACUCCGCCCCCUUUUACGACAUGGCAUGCAUGCGCCGACGUUUUGACGCUAAUGAUUUCAUGGCCCGCCAAAACAUUUGUAUUAGAAUGUUUUGGGAAUAUGACAAUGUAAUUAAAGCUACAAACUAUAAAAAAGGCUUCAAAGGGCAAGGGUCAUUGCUCUGUUGUGGUUCUAGUUGUGAUUCCUAAUAGUGCCUUUAAAUUCUGUGUAUUUCUGGUUUAUUGAUCUCGGCUAUUCUGAUUAGUCUCCUUUCUGUUAUCCUGUGACUCGGCUAAUGGUUCUUGCUUCCCUGAUUUUUGGUUUCCCUGACUCCGGUAGUGUACUUUUCCCUUAUGAUUUCUGGUUUCCCUGACUCAGCUUGUCCCUGGCCAUUCUCUAUCUUAUUAACGUAAGCCCAUCCACACAAAGGACCGGUAUACGUUAAUACAUCUAUUACCAUUUCCCCUCUGCAUGUUGGGUCACUAGAAUAUUGUGACAAUACCAUGUUUUAGUUGAAAGACACUUGCGGACCAGCUCAUAUAACUCAAUAGUUUUUCAAAGUUUUUUCCACCAAAACAUGUGUAUCUUGGUAAUACAUGAACUCCUCCAAAACCUUUCUUAUUUUCAUUUCUGUGGUUUAGUGUGUAGGGUUGGAUCUGCCCUUUCUACAUCUUUGAUGCAAGGAGUUAAAUAGUGAGCUAAGUGACAUUGAUAAAGUGAAUUCAUGCUAAGUGCUGAUUUAGGCUUCAGUAAAUGUAUCAUAAUAGGUUAUAUUGACGCUAGAAUAGUUUAGUAAGUACUUUGAUAAUUCUGAAAAUUUUCAGACUUUUACAAAUGUUUUUGUUAUAUUCUACACCAUAAGAGGUAAUGUUUAAUGACAAAACUACUCUUUAACUUAUCAUCAUUAUUAAAUAGGGCCUUGCCAUCUAUAGCAAUGUUGAAAUACUAUUUGUUGGUGUAAUUAUGAAGUAGGUAACAUUUUAGUCUAAAAUUAGUUUACAUUGUACAGUAUAAGGACGGCUUAUCAAUGUCAUAUUGGUAAUAGGAUAAAACAGUUGUCUGGAAUUACAUAGUUUAGCUACUGAAUCACACACUGAUUUUUUUUGCAUCAGUAAUCAGUUAGGCUCAUGGAAUAAGGGAGGAUUAACUAAGAUUUUUUUUUUACUGUUUGCAAAACAUACACCUAGGAAUAAAUGUAUAUAUUUGUGUAAAAUUUUUUUUUAACAGUCUUGUUAAAUCUUUUGUGAUCAAUGACCUUAAUCGGUUUAAAGUAAACCAAUUGCUAAGGUAUUGAAACUUUGUUAAUACUCUUAAUUAGCCUUAUUAUAGUGGUGUCUUCUUUUCUUUUUUGUUUAAACUAUUUCUAAUUUUACAUGAUUUGACAUUUGUUACAUCUUGUACUUUCUUUUCUUUGUCUUCUUCCCUUUGAACUAUGUUUCGCGCUAAUCAUUAUCAUCACAGAUACUAAUUCUUUAGGAUACCAUCUACCCAACUGAUACGUUGUUACAAGUUAAAGUCCCCUCCUAAAACAUUAAUUUUGUAGACAGUUUUUACUGAACCUUUUCCAUCUCUCUUCACUUUUAAUCUCUUAUAAUCAGUAAUGUCAAUCACUGUACUUUAAUCGUAAUUCAAAGGAACAUUUUCGUACAGGACAAAAAAAAGUUAUUUUAUGUUUAAUAUAGAUUCUUUUAUCUUUAAUAAAAGGUAUACUUUAUUUGGCAUCCUAAAAAUUGGCUGUCAAAAACACGUGCAAGGCACUACGAUUUGGCUGGAACAUUCCAAAUAUGUAAUACCUAUUUUCUAACUGGUGUUUGAAUUUGUAUUUAUUUAUUUUUUUCAACCUAAGGCUAGUGCACGUGUAUUUAUUUUUAAAUUAUUACAAAAACACAGUGCAGAUAUUUGAGGAAUGCAGCAGCAUGGCUUGUUGUGAUAUAACUGUAGUGUGGACUCUUAACAAUGAGACACAGGGUGUUGUGUUCAGCGAUUCUAGUUAUAAAUUAAGUUACAGUAAAUGAGUUUGGUCUGUGCUGUAAUCUCGAAUCUCUGGACAAAAUGUCUGAAAUACAAAAUUGAGGCCAAUCUACGAAUUGCUUGUUCAAUGUGCAAUAUUCUAGGCAUCUUUCAAGGUUAGAAAAUUGUUAUAUUCAACAGCAUAGUGGAACAUAACUUAUAUCUGUUUUAUUCCCAUUAGUUUUCAUUAUUUAUAGAAGUGUUUUUUAAUAUAUAUAAAUAACUUCACUUCUGCAUGAAACUUUGCUGCUAGAUUUGAAAAAAGGUUGUAGGUACAGUAGUAUCUAACCUAUUUAUUAUUUAUAUUUGUAGUAUAUUGAGAAUCUCAGAAAGGGGACUUUAUAGAGACAUGUUAAGGGUGGAGACUUAUCCCCAAAUCCUUUAGAAUUUUUAUAGGUUGCUGACAUAAAUCCCUGAACUUAAUAGCAUAAUAAAUUUCACAUCAGCUCAUAGCUCAUCAGAUUGAGGGUAAGACGGAACCUUGGCUCUCCGUUAUAUAUAUUAAACAGAUUUUGCGACUAGCGUGUAUAUCAGAAGCAGGAAUCCAAGAACGAUCAGCAGGCCCAUAACCCUUCCAAUCAACUAAGUACUGAAAAGAACCACAAGUAAAUCUGGAAUCAAUUAUGGAGGAGACUUCGUACUCCUCCCGUCCAGCAAUAACCAGAGGAGCAGGAGGGACAAAAGGGACAGUAUACCUAUUGCAGUUAAGAGGCUUAAGCAAAGAUACAUUAAAUGAAUUGGGUAUACACAAGGAGGCAGGAAGUGCAAGAAAAUAUGAAACAGGAUUGAUUUUCCAAACAAUACGAAAAGGACCAAUAAACCUGGUUGCAAACUUCAUACUAGGAAACUUGAGUCUGAUAUUUCGCGAGGAGAGCCAUACCUGAUCACCCACCCGGUAAACUGGGUUGGCACCACGCCGCUUAUCAGCAUGAAAUUUGAAACCAGCAGCAGCAGUUUCAAGAGCCGUGCGGUCCUUAGUCCAAGUCUCACGUAUGCAUGUGAGAUCCUCAUCCAGAGCAGGAAUAGCAGUGUUGGACAACACCGCAGGAAGAACAGUAGGAAGACGACCAUUGUUGACAAAAAAUGGACUAUGUCCACAUCAGUCAUGGGUAGCAUUAUUCCUGGAAAAUUGGUAAGUCAGGCCAGUUUUCCUGAGUGUCAUUAAUAAAACAUUGCAAAUAUAGUUCCAAAGAGUUGUUGGCCUUCUCAGCCGCACCAUUAGUUUGAGGAUGGUUCCUGUAAGUUUUCUUGUAAUUGUCCUAUUUAUUGUUACAUCCCCCCUCUCAAAAUAUUGUAAAGCGCUACGGAAUCUGUUGGCGCUAUAUAAAUGAUAAUAAUAAUAAUAAUAAUGAAGACGAAAAUGAUAAUUCAAUACCCAACUGUUUGUUAAAUGCUCUCCAAAAUCAUGACACAAAUUGGAAACCCCUGUCUGAUAAUUGUGUGGAAUACCAUGUAAUGUGACAAUUUCACGUAUAAAUAUAUGAACCAGCUCUUGGGAAGAAGGUAACUUUUUGAGCGGAACAAAGUGUGCCAUUUUAGAAAAGUGAUCAACCACCAUUAGGAUGGUGGUAUAGCCUUUAGAAAUUGGGAGUUCCACAAUGAAUUCCAUAGACAAAUGAGACCAUGGGUAUAGGAAGUUGUUGUAAUAACCCACAUGGUAUUUAAUGGGGAACCUUAGAUAAUGCAAAAACAGUAAAAGCCUCCACACACUCUCUGAUGUCUUUUCUAAGAGAAGGAUAUCAAAAUGAUCUGGAGACAGUGGAUACAGUUUUAUUAAUACCCGGAUGUCCAGCUGUCACAUUAUCGUGGAACACUCUUAGUACCUCCUUUCUUCAUAGCAAUGGAAUGAACAAUCUAUCGUGAGGUUUAUUACUAGGUGCCUGAGACUGAGCCGCCAUGAUAGCACAAAGAAGAGGAGAAGACAAGGAAAGGACAGUAGAGGCAAUGAUACUCUCAGGUGGAAUGAUAGGAGAGGUCGUCAGCCUUAACGUUCUUAGGACCUGGUCUGUACGUGGUGAUAAAGUUAAAGCGUGACAAGAACAAUGACCAUCUAGCUUGUCUAGAAGACAGCCUUUUAGCAUCUCCAAUAAAUGCCAAGUUUUUGUGAUCAGUUAUGAUCAGGAGAGGAUGCUUGCAACCUUCCAAAAGAUGUCGCCAUUCUUUCAGAGCUAGUAUAAUGUCCAACAAUUCUCUGUUACCAAUAUCAUUCUUGAGUAUUACCUUCAAAAUGCGGGGGUGGAGAUAACGUAAUAGUAGGUGCCCUAAAUAUGAUAGGUGUAGGUACAGUAGGUGGGGGUGUACCUGCCAAAGGGACCUCAGGCUGCAAAUGAGGCGUAUGCAUUAGUAGCGUAUUGAAAGCCUGGGCAAAUUGAUCCAUACGGUGAUCAUUCUCCUCUAUCUUUCUCUCACAAGUUACUAUGUGCUGACACAUAUCUGCAGGAUCCAUGGCCCUGUCGUAAUGUCAAAAUUAUAUUGAUCCAGCACGCAGAAUAGUAUCACAUCCUAGAACUAAGGGUAAUGCCUUACCUGGCCUUAGAAUGGCUGGACUUAACGUACCCGAGAAUAGUCAGAAAACUAGCCGAGGUCAGGAACACAGAAUGAUACACAGAGAUAAGGAAGAUCCAAGAGUCAAGGGUACCAGAAGUCAGGGAAGUUAAAAAUAAGCCAAAGUCAAAAUCCAGAAAAACACGAUCAGGAACACACUCUUGGAUAACCAUCUAGGGGAAACCACAGCAGGAACAAUAAAUUAAGGGAAUAUGAGAGUUUAAAUAACCCUUUUGCAGAUCCUAUUGGCCAUGCCUAGCCCUUGAACGUAUUUGCCUGCACAUUGACGUCAUCUUUACCGUGGAUGGAUGUAGGGCUAUAUAAUUGCGUGGGUCUGCAGCGGCCGGCGUACACCGACAUGCCGCAAAAGCCAGGCAUGAUAGCAGAAGACCGCCGAGCGGCACUCCCCUCUAUCUUUGGAAUGUAAUUAUCUUGGAGACGAAGAAUGCGUGACAGUAAGUCAGUGAUUGUGUCAGAAUGACAGUGUGAGAGUCAGUGAUUGUGUCAGAAUUACCGUGUGUGAGUCAGUGAUUGUGUCAGAAUGACAGUGUGAGAGUCAGUGAUUGUGUCAGAAUUACCGUGUGUGAGUCAGUGAUUGUGUCAGAAUGACAGUGUGUGGGUCAGUGAUGGUGUGAGUCAGUGAUUGUGUCAGAAUGACAGUGUGUGAGUCAGUGAUUGUUUCAGAAUGACAGUGUGAGAGUCAGUGAUUGUGUCAGAAUGACAGUGUGUGGGUCAGUGAUGGUGUGAGUCAGUGAUUAUUUCAGAAUGACAGUGUAUGUGUCAGUGAUUGUGAGAGUCGGUGAUUGUGUCAGAAUGACAGUGUGUACGUGUGUCAGUGAUUGUGAAAGUUAGUUAUUGUCUCAGAAGGACAGUGUGUGCGUGUGUCUGUGAUUGUGAGAGUCAGUGAUUGUGUCAGAAUGACAGUGUGUGGGUCAGUGAUUGUGUCAGAUUGACGGUGUGUGGGUCAGUGAUUGUGCCAGAUUGACGAUGUGUGGGUCAGUGGUUGUGUCAGAAUGACAGUGUGUGAGUUAGUAAUUGUGUCAGCAUAUCUCUAAAAAACACAUUAACACACUGACAUAUUUUUUAUUUCUGUCAUUUCUCAAUUGCUGUCUGCCUCCACUAUUUAUUUUGUGUUGUAUUCAGAGUCUGGUCACAAUUUGAAAGUACCUAUAAUACAACGACUCUCAUCAUUCUGUUGCCCUCUAACCAUAAACUGAUGCUUCCUUAAAAGCUCUGAUUAGAUCCCUGAUUGUCACUAGACACACAUUACUUACACCACAUGUAAAUGUACACAAAGACAUUGUGGUCGGUUAAUUUCGUAAUCGUGGAAUACCUUGUGAUAGGAAUUAAGUCGGCGUGGUGUGCCGGGACCAACGUAGGGGUAGGCCUGUAAAAGAGGGCCCCCCGAAUGGAUUGUAUAAGUGGGUGAGGUGGGUGGGGUGAAUAGCUUGCGUUAUGGCAAGGUAGGAAGGGGGGAGUAGCGUUUAUAUAGGAACGGUAACUCCUCUCACAAAUACAGGCCUUCGGCCUUAAACUUGUGGUCGGUUAAUAUCGUAAUCGUGGAAUACCUUGUUAUAGGAAUUAAGUCGGUGUGGUGUGCCGGGACAUACGUAGAGGUAGGCCUGUAAAAGAGGGCAAAAGAAAAUGCAAAAAACCCCACACUUAUUGCAAUAUAAUUAUCUCAUAAGAUUUGUUUGCCUCAUCUCUUAUCCGUUGUGGAAUGUUCCUGUAUGACGUAGCUGAUUCAAGUGAACCUAAUUUAUUAUGUGCUGGCGUACUGCAACUGGAUGUAGUACUUAUUGAAUAGAAGUCCUAAACAUGAGUCAGGGUCCCAAUCUAAUCUAAUGCAAGGGGAUUAUUUAGUAAAUUGAGUGUCUUGACUGUCUGGAUUGAAUGUUGGCGUGACAUGUGGUAGUGUCUGUAUCUUCAUAAUCUUCCUUGAGAAGACAUGAUUGUCAGUCUGAUUGGCAGUGAUCGUGAAGUUCUAGGGCUCCAUAGCCCUUGGAAAGUAUGAAGGCGAAGAGGUAUAAGACCGGGUUUGUGUGAAAGGAUGUUGUCUAGGGAGUUGGAUUCUGCCCUGAAUUCCCGUCUAUGGAUGUCUGUUAUUGAGGAGCGAUGAACCAAUUACUUAUACCUUAAUAUCCUUAUGUUUAAGAAGACUGGGUAUGGUUAAAAGCUUGACCUAAACAUGUUGUUGUAUCUCUGAUUGUUGUAGUGUAUUUGUGUUGAAUGAAAGUUGAAUGAAAGGUGGCAAAAGUGGUAUAAAAUACUACAGUUCGAACGUUAUGCUUGUGGAUGUCACGUUUCUGUUGCAUGUAUGCCUAGUGACAGCAAGUAACAUUAACGGUGAUAACUUGUUGUCGUCCCAAGCCGGGCAACCGGGUGUUGACAUUAAAUCGGGUGUUCAGAAAAAGGAUAGGGGGCACUCCCAAGACCUGCAUUUUGUAUGAAAGGUGCUGCCGCAGUGACCAAACUUCAUACAUAAAACAAUAAAUAGUUGCAGCGCACUCAGACUACAAAACAAUAUAUAAUACAAAGAAGGCUACUAAAAUGCCUAUCUGAGAAUAAAUAUGGGGAUUUAGUUCCACCAUAUGGCCAUAUGUUGUUAAGCCCACCACUACUUUCAAAGUACCCCAAUAUUGGUGGGUCCUACGCUAAAAAUGUGGGGGAACAAAUUAAAUAGUACUAGUGUUGAAAAUGACAAGUGUUAAAUUAAAUCCUGAUAAGAGCACAGUGAGUAUACAAAAAUGAGUGAUGAAAGCAAUUAAAAACAGUGUUAAAACUAAACAAAUAAUGUGUUAGUGCUAAAAGGAGUAUACUCACUAUAGCAGAUGAUAUCUGUGCUGACUAGAGAAAAUAAUAAAAGUGACUAGACUACUGAGAAACUCCUCCUAUUUAUACACACCUGUGGCCACCUCUAAAGGAGCCUCUGAAGUUGGGGGGCCUGGGCGGGGUGCUUAACCCCUAAGGAAUCUGGUCUGGAUUCCAAAUAUAAUGUAUACAGAAAAAGGAUAGGGGGCACUCCCAAGACCUGCAUUUUGUAUGAAAGGUGCUGCCGCAGUGACCAAACUUCAUACAUAAAACAAUAAAUAGUUGCAGCGCACUCAGACUACAAAACAAUAUAUAAUACAAAGAAGGCUACUAAAAUGCCUAUCUGAGAAUAAAUAUGGGGAUUUAGUUCCACCAUAUGGCCAUAUGUUGUUAAGCCCACCACUACUUUCAAAGUACCCCAAUAUUGGUGGGUCCUACGCUAAAAAUGUGGGGGAACAAAUUAAAUAGUACUAGUGUUGAAAAUUACAAGUGUUAAAUUAAAUCCUGAUAAGAGCAUAGUGAGUAUACAAAAAUGAGUGAUGAAAGCAUGACGAUAUCAUCUGCUAUAGUGAGUAUACUCUUUUUAGCACUAACACAUUAUUUGUUUAGUUUUAACACUGUUUUUAAUUGCUUUCAUCACUCAUUUUUGUAUACUCACUAUGCUCUUAUCAGGAUUUAAUUUAACACUUGUAAUUUUCCCUUUUAUUCCAGAAGUUUGGUCCUUAAGGGGUUAAAAAAGGAAAGGACAACCCUAAAAUAUAAGUGGCCUCUAAACAGUAUCAGAUUACGCUGAACAUGUAGAAAAACAACUCAGUUGGUUGUACUAGUAGAAGAUAGUAGGUAAUAUCUAUUUGUGAAUUCCGUCAUAUUGCAUAUAGAUUAUAACCAUAGGUCCUAAGUGUGCUGAAGAGACUAAAAAUAGUGACUCAAUUCCCCUGGAAGGUUAUCCUUGAAAAUAUUGUGCUAAAGUGUGGUAGGAUUUAAUGGAUGACAAUGGUGAAGGAAUGAAAAGAUUUAAGGGGGUCUAGGAUGUUUAUAACGAGAUAGUGAGAUGUUGGUACCGCAUGACGAGUGGUAGUGUGGAGCCGUGCCUGACGAGGUAAGGCGAGAAAUCAAGCCUCAUAUGUUAAUAACCCCUUAUAGUGAUGUGUGGCCUUACAGGCAGUAAAUAGAGAUGUGAAUUAGGAUAGAUUAGUACCUGAAAAGCACAGAACCUAUGGGAGCAAUGACCUGGUUGUAGUAAAUACCCUUGCGAAAUCUGUAAUUGAGGUAGCAUAAAAAAGGAGGAAAGAAACUUGUGUGAUGUUUAAUAUAGUAUAUGUUUAAGUCCCCACCUCCAAUUAGCAAACCAUUAACGAAACGAGAGAUCUGAUUGUGUAAUUACCAGCUAUUUAGCCAUGUAAUCAUUGUUACAACCAUAUUGACUCGGAACAUAAAGCCGGUAAAGGAAUAGUAAACCAAGUACACUUGCUCUGCUGGGCUGGCUGCUACGGCACCACAUAUACAUCCUAACAAUUGCCACAUGGGAAAGCUCUGAAGCCCAUAAUAACUCACCCCUCCCAGGAGUUGAGGGUAGUAUUGUUCCUUGCAAAAUAUCACUAAGAUGAUAUGAAGAAUAAUAUAUUAGAACAAUUAAUAUACAGUGCAAUGUCAGCCAUUGAAUAGUGUUACUGGGAUGCACCAAUUGUAGAUACACCUUUAACAAACCUGAAAUCAGGACUUGAUGGUACCCUCUUACACAAACAAACACACUGACUCAUUAAUGACAGCUUCCAGACGUGGUCCUUUUAAACUACUGCCACAGCUGGAACCUGUGUACUGAAAAGUGAUACCCCCUAAGAACAAGUCCGCAAAUAAUUACAUAGACAUACAGUAAUAGAAGUGAAUAAACAAUAUAACAGAUUCUGUCGAAAGGAACCUGCGACUACAGGUCUCAAGCGUUCGUAUGACAGCCACUGAGUGAGCAUGUAUAGAGAUGGCGCCCAUAGUUCCUUAUUUAGAAACCGUUAUUCACACACUUAUAUAAAACACCUGCCACAAAAUCACCAAUCCAGGAAAAAAAAAGAAAUAAUUGACAGUCAUGGACAGUAAAUGCAUGAAUGUACAGGAGAAUUGUAGAACGGAACCUGCUUGAGCAUAAUCGGAUACCCAUAAAAUGAAAAUGAAUUAAUACCAUGUAACAUAUAAUUUCUUGUGAUUGCUGCUUCGUAUGUUUGAACAUGAAUUGACUCAGAUAGAUAUACCGAGCAGAAUUUAUACGAAUUAAUAAGAGAACGGAUAAUCUGCCGAAUUAAACCUGUGAUUUUGGUCUCAUGUGUUCGUGUGUACAAUUAAGGAGAAAAAGUCGGACAGCGGGAAUAGCCCGAACGUGGCUAUUCUCGCCGAUUACCUGGUGAGUUUCGAGCGUCUGUGCGAACAAAGGCUGGCAGUGAGGCUGCGAGGAAUGACGGGACCGGAAGCGCGCUGUUGAGGACCCGGAAGUUUGAGAUGGAGGCGAGCAGGCCAGGUAAACAGCGGGCAUUACGGCAAGGUAGGAAGGGGGGAGUAGCGUUUAUAUAGGAACGCUAACUCCUCCCACAAAUACAGGCCUUCGGCCUUAAACUUGUCUAAAGAAUUGGUCCCCCUAUUGGCACCUUUGCAUUUUGAUGAAAUACUGUACUCUUUGUGGGAGAAUGCACUUUGGACAGACAAAACAAAAACAGAACUCGAUGUUUACCAAAGAAGAACACCACCCCUACUGUGGAACAUGGAUGAGGCUCUGUAAUGUUUUAGGUUUGCUUUGCUGCCUCUGGCUCCGAGUGCCUAGUAUCUGUGUAGGGUGAAUGAAAUCAAAACACUGUCCAGGCUUUCUAGAAUGAAGUCCCCAGUAUCAAAAAGCUCUGGCUCAGUCACAGGUCAUGGGUCUUCCAGCAGAAUAAUGACCUAAAACAGAACUCAAAAAGCACCCAAGAAUGAAAAUAUUUAACUGUUUAGAGUACAGAUUUGAGCAUUUGUGGAAAGAGAUGAAACUCGCAGUUGGUAAAAGGCUUCCAUCAAACCUAAGAGAACUGGAGCAGUUUGCUCAAGAACCGCGCACCAAAAUUCCAUUUGAAAAAUGUAGAAAUCUUAUUCAGAGCUAAAGUCAUGUUGUUACACUGGGUGUACCAAUCAUGUUGUUUCAAUAACAGCUAGUCCUUGAAAGUGCCCCAUGAAAUGUGAUUUCAUUUGGGAUUUUGAUGCAGACCAAAUGUAAACAUGAUCAAUUUUGCCAUUUAGUCGACUGAACAGAGGCUACCUGAUAAUAAUCAGUAGACCAAAUCCCUAUAUUUUAACAUCAGACAUUGUGACAGAUGCUGGUAGUCCUACUGGUAUAUAUACACCUGCUUCUGUGUCACAUUCAGUUUUAAUAUUGUCAUUGAAAUUGUAACUAACGGUACUUUAAAAACACUUCCUGUUGCCACAGUUUUUUUUUUCUUCAAAAUUGGCAUAUUGGUACAAGUUGUACUUUUUGUUCCCUUAUAGCUCUAAUUAGUGCCAAACAGAUUAUGUCAAGUCUCUAAGAAACUGUUUUGAGUUGAUAAUAAAAGGACAUACGUUAAAUGUUUUAAAAGAUGCUAUUCAACAGCAUUUAUUCUGACAACCAGUGUAAGCUGAGAGCCAGCUUUUCUCAGAAUAAAUAAUUGUGCACUAAUUUAGAAUAAGGUUCUAGGAAUUUGGCCAUUCGGUUUCCCAAAGCAACAAAUUAAACAGGAACAUAAUUCGAACAGCAAAUGCAGUUUAUCGCUGCAUAGAAAUUAACAUUUCAGAGUUGCCAUUGCAAAAGAAAUGUCAGGAUUUGACAACAAAUUGAUACACUUCAUGCAUUUGCCUUUUUCCAAUAAUUCAUUUAGUUUGGAGAAAAUCAUAUUUAAAUACCUAACAUGUGAAUAUUGAAUAUGUGUAUACCCAGACAUUUAUCACACACGGUUUGAUUUAUUAUCGUUGUCAGAAGAUAGACAAAGGACACAACAAUGGUUACAUUUAAAAAUAUAUAUCUUUCUUUUAACAAUGAAGUGAUAGUUUUCAAGCAGAUAUACCCCAAAGGGUGUCCUAGAACUCAGACUGGGAACAGAGACAAGCCAAGGUCAGGGAUUACAGAAGUUGGGUCAUGGACACACUACCUGCUUUUUCCAUGUUGCUCAUUGGAGUUAUUAAUUAAAUUAGAUCUAGUUGUAAAGGUUUAGAUGUAGUGACCCGUCUAUGGGCUAACAAUGUUAAGGCCACUAUGAUAAUGUGGAAAAAAAGGCGUCUUUCCAUUUUUGUGCAACGUUGUGGAAAAAUUAAUAAUAGGAAUCUUUCAAGGUUGUUAGGGACCUCUAUACCAAUACAAGAUCUAAUUAAAAAGUGUACUUGUGCUAAUACUGAGAAAGAUUUGGACACUGCCACCAUAUAUGUAGCAUAGUCCUCCGUCCUCUCCCGCAACGCCAACAUGCAUGAGGCCAAGAAGAGUAUACUUUAGACAACCUUACAGGGACCAUAUACCACCUGUAGAGGGUUUUCCUCAGAAGUUCCAUGUGUGCUACAUUCAGCGAGCUCCGAUUUCUCUUUCACAUUCCUAUUCAACUAAUGUGUGAUCUAGUUUUGUCUCCCAAGCUUUUAGACAAUGCAUAUUAGUUAGUAAAAAUAGUCUUUGGAGGGUUUUAUAUGUUAAAGGACCACUAUAGUGCCAGGAAAACAUACUCGUUUUCCUGGCACUAUAGUGCCCUGAGGGUGCCCCCACCCUCAGGGUCCCACUCCCGCCUGGCUCUGGAAAGGGGAAAGGGGUUAAAACUUACCUUUUCCAGCGCUGGGCGGGGAGCUCUCUGCCUCCUCUCCUCCUCCGUUCCUCCUCCUGGGCUGAAUGCGCACGCGCGGCAAGAGCUGCGCGCGCAUUCAGCCGGUCACAUAGGAAAGCAUUCAUAAUGUUUUCCUAUGGACGCUUGCGUGCUCUCACUGUGAAAAUCACAGUGAGAAGCACGCAAGCGCCUCUAGUGGCUGUCAAUGAGACAGCCACUAGAGGAUUAGGGGGAAGGCUUAACCCAUUCAUAAACAUAGCAGUUUCUCUGAAACUGCUAUGUUUAUGAAAAAAUGGGUUAACUCUAGCUGGACCUGGCACCCAGACCACUUCAUUAAGCUGACGUGGUCUGGGUGCCUAGAGUGGUCCUUUAAUUAAAUAGAUUUCUUGGGUGGAGUCGUUCCACUGCACAUUUUUUCGAAGUUGCUGGCUUACAAUAGUUUUUUUAGGUUAAGAUUCGAUAUCCAACUCUGCAGCUGAUCAUAAGAGAAACUAGCUAUUGGUGAAACAUUAUAUGCAUUGCUCAGUUUAUUAAAUAGUUUGAUAUCCCUACAAAAUUGGUGUAAGACAUAAAUACCUGUUCGUCUCCAUAUUCUGUAAUUGAAAUAUUUGAUGAAGAGUCUGAUGUAUGGACUGGAGAUUCUAGGGAGACUUGUUGGCACAGGAGAUGUCUGUAGUUAUCACACAUCUGGAUGGUGAUGGUUGUUGUGGGUAGGCUAGUUGAAAUAAAGGUUUUUUUGGAUUUAGUAAGUCAAAUCAUCUCAGCCAAUCUAGAACAGUCCAGUGUUCCUCAAUGUAGACCCAUUGUAGUUUCUCUAAACUAGAGUGAGCAGCUACUAUGUUACUCAGUGUCGCUGCUGUUGAAUGUUUGAGAGGCUCAUGCCCCCAUCUGCAUCGGCGUAUGUAAGACUGACAUGGUUACACUUGGGCAUCUCCCAUGCCAGACAAACCUGCUGAUCUUUCUAAGUAGGAGAGGGCGUAAAAGGUUUUGCAGUUUAGGGAGAAUGGUCAACUUGAUCAAAAUAAUUCCCCUUUCAUCUUGAUAGCAGUGAUAUUACUUAUUUACUUGUUUUGAAUUAAUUCAAUUGUUACAAUUUGGUGCAAAAGUGAGGUGUCUAAAAAUGUUAAGAAAUCAGUUUUCCAGUCCAAGGAAUAAUUAGCUUUUAAAAGUAACAAAUGAUGUACCUCUAGGUGUACGCCCAUCACUUGGGAUUUGGUGACAUUUGUAAGUGUAAAUAAAUAAAUUGAGUUUGUACUGUUUUAUACCAAAUUAGAUGCCAUGUAUAUCCGCGUUCCUGGGGAUCAUAACAAGCAAAUACAAUUAGCCAGUUCUCCCUUCCCCAUCACGAAUGGGACCAGGCAUUGGUGCCCUCCUGUCACCACUAACGCUAAAAUGUAAAGGAGUGGUGACAGGGGGGCCCCGAUGCCUGGUCCCAUUCGUGAUUGGGAAGGGAGAACUGGCUAAUUGUAUUUGCUCAAUAUGAGGGUAGUUUCCCUUAUAUUUCAGAACAAAGGUGUUGUUAGAAAGGAGCAGGAACAUUAAGUGAGAUUCACACUGUUAUUAAUGCCUCAAUGCCCACAUAUGAACUGAGGGAAUUUAAAUCCAGAUUUCCACAGAAAGCUAGGAGACCUUAUACAAUUGUUCAUGAGAAGCACCACUUCAUUGAACCCCAUCCUCCUCUGAUCCCCCCAUUACUAGGGUUUACAGGGAAAUCGUGUUUGUUUAAUUUUUACAUAAUAAUCCCCAUUCAUAUUCUUAUUUAUUGUGUUUAUGGUAGUGCUGCAGACGAGAGAUGUAUUUUAGAUGUACACUGUAUUUAGUGAUACAAACUUACAAAACUACUACUGCAGGCUUACUACACUCUUCAUACAUCUGUGCAUAAGCAGGAAUGUCUCAAAAUGUUGGCUUGCUUGACUACAUGUCCCCGGGUUGUCCUAGGCUAUUCACAAUAAAAGUUAUUUUAACUAUCCUGGAGAAAUUUGUUUUUGUAACACAGUUUGUUUAUUUUUCAGGUUACAUUGGAGAUGACUAAGCAACAAUUAACGGAUGUUAUGAAGAGACUGUCUCUAAAUGCUCAGUUUGAGUCACAAUUUGAUUCUGCAGAGGUAGGAAAAUUCACUGAAAUGCAAUAAUACAGACAUAGUUUUAUUGUAUUCUAAUACAGGUGCAAAUAAAACUCUAAACAAACUACCACCUUCAGAUCAUGAAUUAGUGCGAAGGGACUAACUAUUCCCUUUUGUAGUUGUCUUUACUUACUUAUAUUUUAUAUAUGAUAUAUGUGAGAGUGAGCAGGGCUUGGCCACCUUAAAGGACCACUAUAGUGCCAGGAAAACAUACUCGUUUUCCUGGCACUAUAGUGCCCUGAGGGUGCUCCCACCCUCAGGGUCCCCCUCCCGCCGGGCUCUGGGGAGAGGAAAGGGGUUAAAAUGUACCUUUCUCCAGCACCGGGCGGGGAGCUCUCCGCCUCCGAUCCUCCUCCUCUCCUCCCUUUCGGCUGAAUGCGCACGCGUGGCAAGAGCUGCGCGCGCAUUCAGCCGGUCUCAUAGGAAAGCAUUUACAAUGCUUUCCUAUGGACGCUUGCGUGUUCUCACUGUGAUUUUCACAGUGAGAAACACGCAAGCGCCUCUAGCGGCUGUCAAUGAGGCAGCCACUAGAGGAGUUGAGGGCUGGAUUAACCCAUUUAUAAACAUAGCCGUUUCUCUGAAACUGCUAUGUUUAUAAAAAAAUGGGUUAACCCUAGCUGGACCUGGCAUCCAGACCACUUCAUUAAGCUGAAGUGGUCUGAGUUCCUAGAGUGGUCCUUUAAUACAUAUUGUUGUUGGUCACUAGUUAUUUAAUUUUUUAGUUUACUGUACCACUCAUUAGUUCUGUACAGAUCCAUCAGAAUAAAUAAUAUUUUUUCAAGUGUAAUUGUCCAGGAGACAUUAGGUAAAUUGGUGCUAACGAAUACAGCAACUUUGGAGGUUAUCAACUUGCAAUAGUAAAAAAAACGUCAUUAAAGAUAUUAAAAAAAGCCCAUAAACUUACAGUGUUAGUGCAACACAAGCACCAUGGUAAAUUCCAUUCACAUCUCACAUACGUUUUAUAAGUUAGGUGGUAGCACUGCAGAUGAUGGAAUUACUCAGGCAGAUAGAUUGGAGGUGGAAUAUUUAAGAUAUAGUUACUAGCAGUGAGAAAAAUGACAAAUUAAUCAUUUGUUACAUGUGAGUUUACAUAGGAAGAGGUUCUAUUUCAACUGUCAAAAAAAAAAAGACAAAUAAGUCAAUGGGAUCUGAUGGAAUACACCCAAAUUUAUUAAAAUAGCUUAAUGGUGUACUAGCAAAACCAUUAACAGAUUUAUUGAACCAAUCAUUGUUAACAGGAGUAGUCCCAGAAGAUUGGAAGUUAGCGAAUGUUGUGCCCAUUCACAAGAAAGGCAGUAGGGAGGAGUCGGCAGCUAUAGGCCAGUAAGCCUUACUUCAGUAGUGGGGAAAGUAAUAGAAACCAUGUUAAAGGAUAGGAUUGUUGAACAUCUAAAAACACAUGGAUUUCAAGAUCAACAUUGAUCUUACUUCAGGGAGAUCAUGCCAAACUAAUCUUAUUGAUUUUGUUUGAUUUGGUAACUAAAAUAAUAGAUCAGGGUGGUGCAGCAGACAUUGCUUACCUAGAUUUCAGUAAGGCUUUUGACACUGUUGCACAUAGAAAGCUUAUCAAUAAACUGCCAGCUUUAAGUUUGCAUUCCCAUAUUGUUGAAUGGGUAAGGCAGUGGCUGAGUGACAGGCAACAGAGGGUUGUAGUCAAUGGAGUAUAUUCGAAGCUUGGACUUGUCACCAGUGGGGUACCUUAGGGAUACUUGGACCCAUUCUCUUUAAUAUUUUUAUUAGUGAUAUUGCAGAAGGCCUUGAUGGUAAGGUAUAUCUUUUUGCUGAUGAUACUAAGAUAUGUAACAGGGUUGAUGUUCCAGGAGGGAUAAGCCAAAUGGCAAAUAAUUUAGGUAAACUAGAAAAAUGGUCAGAGGUGUGGCAACUGACAUUUAAUGUGAAUAAGUGCAAGAUAAUGCAUCUUGGAUGUAAAAACCCAAGGGCAGAGUACAGAAUAUUUGAUUGCGUCCUAACAUAAGCAUAAGGCUAUCCUAACUAUAAGAUAAGGCCAGGGACUAAUGAAAGUAUUUAGAAAAUUGGGCAGACUAGAUGGGCCGAAUGGUUCCUAAAAAUAUAUAAUUGACAGUGGAAAAAGAUGAUUGAGGGCUAGGGAACAGACACUAAAUGCGAAUUUUAGUCCUUGCAAAAAUCCACACACACUUAAUGGCUUAAAUGUGAGUAAUUGUACAGGUAAAAGUCCAGGGUUGAUAAAUAGCAACUAUAGAAAAGUGGUUGCCCUCAAAGUCUUCCAAGUAAAAAAAUCAUUAUUUUAUAUGAAGAGGAGGAUCAACGCUUUAGUCCGCAUUCAGGACUUUUGGGCUAUUCUGAUGAAAGUAUUUAAUUGAAUGUGGAUUGAGACAUUGAUCCUACUCUGCAUAUAAAAUGUAGAUCUACUUUACUUGGAAGACUGUGAGUGCAGCCACAUUUCUAUGCUUGAUAUAUAUAUAUAUACUUGAUAUGUGAACCAAAUGGUGGGGAAAUACAAAAUAUAUUUAUAAAAUGUUUAUAUUUUGAAGGACAAUGAUUAGCCUAUUUUCUCUCUCUUUUUCAUUUGUCUGGACGAUAUUUGGACAAGUCGAACCAUUAACUAAGUGUUAGAUGGUUAGAGUAAGCGUGUUAGAGGUCUUGUUGGCUUAGCCCAAUUUUCUCACGAUGCACAAUUCUAAGAAAGCACAAAAACUGUUAAACAAUUAACGAAACUGUAGGCAUAAAAAGUCUCUCCACCUUCCAUACCACUGUCAAUUUAAAAGCUGAAAGAAGAAACAAUAUUAAGGGAGGGUAUCUGAUGCUGCCAUAAAUAAUAGCCAGGAAAAGAAAAUUACAGUAAGUAUGAUAACAAUGGCAGCAUCAGACUAAGGCAGAGCUACCCAUAAGUGAUGCUGCCAUGAUUAGCAAAGAAACUGCUUAAUUUACAGAAUUCAUAUACUAAACAUUGAUUUAUGCUGAAAUUACAAAUACAUUGCUAAAUUUAGCAAAGAACAGAGCGUUGGGAAAAUUAGCACAUUUUGCUAUUUUUUCAACAGGUGCUUUUGCUGAUAUUUUGAAAUGCCUGCGGUCAUAAUAUCUCACUUAGCUUCUAAGUAAACACACAAAAAAACAAAAGCAAAAAAAAAUAACAGACAAAAGAAAUAUCACUACAGCAGAUUUUAAACAUAUCAAGAUCUUUUAAAAGAAACACAUUUCUUAUGUUUCGCUUGCAUUUCUGUAAAGUCGAGUCCAAGUUGAGAAAUAGGAACACAUACAAAACCAGAGCAUUAAAAACACAAUAAAUUAGGAACAAAGAGAAACAGACCCUGCGAUACAAACAAAUGGCCCAGUGUUCAGGGACAGCUGGAUUAAUAUCAUAUAAACUUCAAUUAAAUUUCUAAAACAAUGCUCAAAUGAGCCCUCAGGAGAGAUGGCAAGUUUCACCCAAUUAAUUGAUUGUCCUGUGGUUCAUGCUCUCCUCAAAUGUUUAAAACACUUUUUUUUAUGUUUGCUGGGAACAAACUGUCUCCAAAUAAAAUCCACAACACUGGUUCAUAAAAGAAGGUAUCAUUUGAUGUGCCAGUAUGUGUUGUGCUUAUGCAAAUGUAUUUGAAGGCAUUAAUUAAAUUGUACAAGCACGCAGACUUUCUGUGCCUUAGGUACUCUGUGAUACUAACCAUGAGCAAAAUAGAUAAUAUAGCUGUACUUAAUAAAGACAAGUUAGUAACAUAUAAAAGCAAGCAUAAACAUUCAGUAGUGUAUAUGAAAUGUUUCAAUAAAUUGCUCAUAUUACUAAAUUGUGGACUAAUGCCCCCAAAAUGUACUUUGUAAAUAACAUGAAAAAUAAAAGCCAUAUGCAAGAGGAAUUUUAGGUGACUUAUUAAUAACACGUUUUGCAACUAGAAUGUAAUUUAGAACAAGAACAGUUUUAUUGAAGUUUAACCCCUUAAGGAUCAAUGCUCUUGUGAGAUGCAAUGCAUUUUUGUCAUGUUUGCCAUACAUUAAUUCUACCAUAAUUUCACCAUUUCCAUACAUAUUAUAUACAAUUUUUAAAGAAAUAGGGCUUUUUUUAAUAAUACCUUUUCUUUUAAUAUACUAUAUGUAAAAAGAUUAUUUUUUUUCUCAGUUUUGCAUUUAAUAAUGUCAACAAGUGCAACUAAGGAAAACUAACGCAAAAGAGAUUCACUAAUUAGUCCAGGUUUUUAAAAUGUAGCAAAAAGAAACAGAGCAGAAAUAAGAUGAGAUGUUGGGGCGCCAAUACUGAGAGAACCUCCUAAAUGGGGGAUAACCCUUGUAGAAUAAAUAGCACAAAAAGAAAAGAAUAGGAGGGUUACUGAGUAUCAAUAAAUACAUAAUAAUGAAAAAGAUAUAUAAAUAGUGAUAUAGGUGUAAGUGGAAAGAUACCUAAUUCAGUCAAUAUAUGACUGAACAAAAAAUGCAAAUAAAGAAAUUAAAGAAAACCUUUAAUAAAUACUAAUAUAAAAGGUGGAAAAUGCCAAAAGUGAAUAGGCACCCACUGACAAACAGACACACACAUACAUAAAUGAUAAACCACAAGGGGAGGAUCUACUAAAUGUAGAAAACUAACCUACCUAUACUUAUAAUAUACCUCACCACUUUACCUUAUUUAGUAGUCCUACCCUUCCUACGCUUUAUUUCCUUUAUCUAUUAUUAUUAUUAUUAUUAUUAUUUUAUUAUUUAUAUAGCGCCAACAAAUUCCGUAGCGCUGUACAAUGGGUAUAUUAUAAACAUAGGUAGGUUAGUUUUUUUACAUUUAGUAGAUCCUCCCCUUGUGGUUUAUCAUUUAUGUAUGUGUGUGUCUGUUUGUCGGUAUUUAUGAAAGGUUUUAUUUAAUUUUUUUUAUUUGCAUUUUUGUUCAGUCAUAUAUUGACUGAAUUAGGUAUCUUUCCACUUACACCUAUAUCACUAUUUAUAUAUCUUUUUAAUUAUUAUAUAUUUUAUUGAUACUCAGUAACCCUCCUAUUCUUUUCUUUUUGUGCUACAGAUUUUAAAAUGCCCAAAUUGUCCAGGAUUUCAAUUAUUUUUCAGAAGUUAUAAAACAAAUAGUGCAUGUCCCGAAUUAUGGUUUUAAAGCUAAAACUCUGCAAAAUUUGGUAUUCUGAGUUUACACAUUUUGUAGUAGUCACUGAAUGCGAAACCACUACACAAAAGUGUAUAUCUGUAGAAAAAAAAUAAUUAUUAUAAUGUCCCAGGCCUCUGACGAAGGUGCAUAUAUACUGCACCGAAACACGCGUCAGGUUCUUUCCUAUGGGGCAAUUUUAACUUGCACACACAUGGGCACUUCACUGAACUGUGUGAUACACGUUUUUUUUAUGAUUUAAGUUUUUUCUUUCAAUUUUUUUCUUCUAUGCCUAUUUAGUAAGUUUAACAGGGAGACAGGCUUUCUCUACUCUACUUUACUUUAUCUGUCCUCCUUUUGAUUAUUAGCGCUGCUGAUCCUCUAGACCAGGGGUUCCCGACCCAGUCCUCAAGUACCCCCUACCAGUCCUGGAUUUAGGGAUUACCAUGUUGCUCUAGACAGUAACCUUUCUCCCUUUUAGCAUUUUUACCAGUGCUCAGGAAUUAAGGGUAGACGUUAAAGGGCCAGGACUAAUUAAAGGGCCAGGACUAAUUAAGCCUAUAUGUAUAGUGCAGAUUUAGGUGUUUAGCACUUCAUCUCCUCACUUACUUACGCGUGGGAGUUUGUUAUGAUUUAUGAUUUACAUUGUUUCUCCUAUGCCUAUCUAGUAAGUCUCACAAGGAGAGAGUCUUUCUUUCUUUCACUUUACUUUAUCUGUCUGUCUACUUUUGAUUAUUAGGGCUGCCAAUCUUUUAGACAGUGACAUUUCUCCCUUUGGCAAUUUUUCUGGUGCUUAGGUACUAAGUGGAGAUUUACUAACAUCUUAUGCAUUAAAGGGCCAGGACUAAUAAAGCCUAUAUGAAUAUUGCAGAAUUAGGUGUUUAGUAACUAUAUCUCCUCACUUACUUAGGCAUAAGAGUAGCCUUAUAAUGCUAGUUCGGUAUUUAUUAUUAUUUUGAUUCAGUUUAUUUUUGUGUUGAUGCUUUCUGUUACUUCAGAUAUUUAGUGGUCUCCCUCUGGUUACAUUGUUCCAUACCACUGGAUGCUUUGGUGUCUACGUCUUUAUCUCCAGUCAGCAUUAUAUUCAGUUUGUGAAUUUUUGCUUCUUUGUUUCUGCUGCAAGUAUCUAGGGUUAAGCCCUUGGGCAUUGCUGAAGUGCCGUCCUGAUGCAUGGGAUCAGUGUGGAGGUCGUGUUUAUUCCCCUUUACACCCAUUUUCACACGGAUCCCAUUUCUUUCUAUCUUUUCCCAGGUUAUUUAACAUUUUGACACUUUUUAAACCAGUUUAUCAUGAACCUGCACAUUUUAGAGUGGCCUUUUAUUGUGGCCAGCCUAAGGCACACCUGUGCAAUAAUCAUGCUCUCUAAUCAGCAUCUUGAUUUGCCACACCUGUGAGGUAGAUGGAUUAUCUCAUCAAAGGAGAAGUGCUCACUAACACAGAUUUAGACAGAUUAGUGAACAAUAUUUGAGAGGAAUAGGCCUUUUGUGUACAUAGAAAAAGCUGUUUGAGUUCAGCUCAUGAAAAAUGGGGCAAAUACAAAAGUGUUGUAUUUUUCAAUUUUGUUCAGUAUAUAUUUGCAACACCCUACACUCUUCUUUAGUGCUUAAACAAAUAUAAAAUCUCCAAAAUAAAAUAAAUGUCAUCAUGGGUAGAAUAUCCAGAAAACAAAAAAAAAAUUCUAUGAGUCUGUGAUAUGUAAUUGACCCUGGCUUUUUUUUCCUUUAAAAUCUGAUUACAUAUUGAAUGAUCAAAAGCUUUCUCAAACACCAAGCAAUGUAUGGAGGAUGGGUGCCCUGUAGUCAUCAUUUUUGGUUUCUCAGCUAUGAAACCCAGGUCUAUUCUUGGUCGCUUUGAAAAUUUGGCAAUACAGGAGACAUGGGUUGGAAUCUAUUCUUACACGUGUUGGCGUUGGCUCACUAUUAAUCAAAACUGAGUGAAAUCAGAGUGUGUUCAAAGCUGAUGUGCAGACAGGAGGAAAAAUGGAUUAGAAUGGAAUGAUCUGAUAUGAAACAUAUUGGAAUAAUGCUGGUUCAUACUAAUUCUUUUACCUAAAAGGGCACUUUAUGCUGGAAAUAACCCAUUUAAUGAAGUUUGACAAAGACAUAUUUAGUGUCAAAAUGUUGGAGGAAUCUUUGUGAGUGCUGUAUACCAUUACCUUAUGUAACCUAGCAUUGCUCAUAAUGUGCCUGGAUUACUCAUUUACUUCUCUCUGCAGACAGUGGGGAAGAAUAUGACAGACUAACAGACAGAAAGCAACACCAACAGAAAAGGGGGUAUAUCUGCUACAGAUCUAAAACUAGCUAUACCACAAAAAGUCCUGAAUCCCACUAAGAAGUGUAGAGUUUUCACAACAGCCUAAUACAUCUAGCACACCAAGUCCCACAACGAAGGAAGAAGCCAAAUGUUGCUAAAACUGUCUCACUAUAAAAUAUUUGCAGCAAAGUUGUAGCUCUCAAUAUUUGAGACACAGCACAAUCAUUAAAGCGCCACAACCUAUGUCAACUUUGUAAUUGAAUAUACUCACAUCUUUCCAGUGUCGUGCACCCCUGGAGCAUUGAGUCACUGGCCCUCUGUGUUGAUUAUUACGUGAUUGCAAGAGUCAACACAAAAAACACAAAAACAAUACUUGACACAUUGGCCAAUUUUAUGAUUACUAUGUGAAUAUAUUUUGAAGGCUCAAUAAGAUGUCUUUGCAAGUGCUUUGGCAUUUACCUGCCACAUGAGAUUAGCUCCACUGAGCUAAACAAACCAGGAACUUAGAAAACCAGCUAUCUGCUGGUGUAACCAGAUUAGUUUAUAAAAGUGUCAACUUAUAUUGAAACCUGCACCUUUUUGAAAUUGAAAAUAGGAAGCAGUCUUCACUUAUAAAGCUUUUCAGCAGUCUAAAGUGCUUUCGGGGUCCGGGGUGUCCCUGUAAUGCUGUAAUGCACAAAUGUGAGCACUUAAACAAACAGAGUUAAAUUAUAGUGGAAUGAGCAAAAAUGUCAGAUAACCUUGUUCACUAAUAUACAGCAUCUUUAAAAAACCAUUGGUCCUUAAGAGGCUCAAAUUGACUUCAACGACCAAUCGUUUUUAACUGAACCCAGUUCAUGAUAGCCUUCCAUACCUACAUAGAUUCCAUCAACUGCACAUGGAUUUUGGAGGGAAAAGGAUAAUACGAUUCUAUACUAAUAAAGCUUGUGGUGAAAUCUCUACAGUAAGGGUGCAUAGAAAAUCCCGACUUACCUAUCAUACCCAUAUACAAUGCUUGCAUAUUUAUUUUAUGUAAUAAAAUAUUGCUGCUUGUUUAAAUUAAAAUCUUUUCUUUUUUUCUCAGGUUCAAGAUUAUUUGAAAAAAUCCAACCCAUUACAUUUUUAGGAAUCUUGAAGAUCAC
Molecule: messenger RNA, 69279 nt
Organism: Pelobates cultripes (western spadefoot toad)
Lineage: Eukaryota; Metazoa; Chordata; Amphibia; Anura; Pelobatidae
Source: the annotation of a GenBank genome assembly